GGCGGGCACGCGUGUGAGCCGAGCGAAUCCAUCUACCGCAGCGUGGGGAGAGGCGGGUUGCACCACUGGGCCCAGCUGCCGCUCUGCCUGCUUGCAGCAGGUGCCCCUGCUUUGGGCAGCCUCCGCCGCCUCGCGUUGCCAGGCGCCCUCGCUGCCUGGAAUCACAGCUCCUCUCUCCCUCGGCAUCUCUGCUUCCCCCGCACCCCGCGCAAACUGCCCCCGCAUCCCCGCGCAACAGGCGAAGGGAAGGCGACAAAAGGGACCUUGUGCCUUUAAGGCCUCCUGCUUGGCGAUCCCGGUCAGGAGCGCACGGAGCGGGGCGAGCCUUGUGGAUCCGGGCUAGAGGGCGUUUACUCUGGACAACGCGGGGAGGAGGGGACGGGCCCAGAGCGGGCGGGCGGGCAGGAAUGGAGAGGAGGCGAAAACGGAGAGGGGGGCGCAUGGUGUAAACAGAUAGCGAGGGGCUGCAGAAGGAUCUGCUUGCCAGAGAUCGCUGCUUGCUACACCCCCCCGCCCGCCGGAGAGGAGGGCCCUGCCGUGCCCAGAGGCGGCCCAGCACCCGGAGGUGAGUGGUAGUGGCGGAGGUGGUGGUGAACGGGAGCAAGCCGGAGAGCGCAGGGAGCACGGAAGAUCUCUCCGAGGGGGAAAUACGCUUUGCGCCCCGGAGGACGCAUGGAGCCGGGCGGCGGCGGCGGGGCGCUGGGAGGCUGGCUCUGGGAACCGCCGCGUCCAGAAAGGCCGGGCCUGGCGGGGGUGCGGCGGGGAGAAGCUAGCUGGGGAGGUGGUCCCGAGAGGGAUGGCAGCGCAACGAACAGAAAGGGGUGGGAGCAGUUAGGCCGUCCCCACGGCGACUUGGCGCACGGGAGGAGAGGGGACGAGUUUGGGUCCAAGCGCGUCGGCUGGGGGCGCUCUUUGGGCCCAGAGAUCCGCGGCGACUGCGGGGAAUGCAGCCGGGCGCGGGGGGGAAGGGGCGUGGGGACAGGUGCGCACAGCGGCGGGCCGAUGCGGGGCCCUUGGGGGGGCCAAUUGGCUAUUGAAUUAAGUGGGGAGAGAAUAAGGUGCCUGGAGAGCGCAGGAGAAAAGGCUAAUGAUAAUGCAACUCCCAGAGUUGAAAGAUUUCACCUUCCUUGUGUGAACUGAACGCGGUAGGACUCCCCCCCCCCCCAUUUCUGCUUCCCCCAGGAUUGGUUUUCUGGGAUCCCUCUGCAGGGAUUGGUUGGCUCCCGAAUGUGGGCUGGCCUGGGCAGCUUAGCUUCUCAGCCUGGUCAGGUUACAUACCUGGAGGAGGAGCAGGUGGGCUUCCCCUAAAGCCUCUGUAUUGUGAGCUGUGGACUUGCUUAUUCUUUUGCCGUGUCUCCCCUUUAAAGCAGGCAGAGGGAAGGGGGUCUCUGGGCAGAGAGUCUCUGUGGGGCCCUAGGCUCUUUUCCCAUUGAACUUUGGAACACCUCUCCCAAGCCCCUUAGUAGGACCUGGGGAAGGGGAUGGAAAGGGAAAGGAAGUUGACCUAUAACCUGGUGCAAGGCAGAGGGUGCUGUGCUAUAGGGAACAGGCUCUUGAGUGGGGGGUGUUGGGCUGCAGGGAGUAGGGUAAAAGUGACUAUGGGAGGGAGCAUGUGUUCUUCCUAAGAUGCAAAGCUGAACCAAGGAGGAAGAUGCUGUUGCUGUUGUAUCACUUUGUUAUGCUUCAUUAUUGCAUCACUUACGAAUGUGGGGGUUUUUUGCAGGGAGGGGGGAAAUCCAUGCUGGGGGAGCUGAGCUGUAAUAAACCUUGCUAUUAAGCCAAAGUCCUCCCCCCUCCCCGCAUGCCUGAGUUUUCUUUCAGCCCGGCUUCUCCCUGGAUGGGUUAUGUCCUGCACCCCUUGACCUCCUCCGCUUGCCACAAAGCUGUCCUCAUGUGCUGUUGGCUGUUGCUUCCCACAGCCAGGAGGCUGCGUCAGAGUGCUGCUGGCGUGUGUGAAGCCAUUCCUGGUGUGUGUGUUGUGUGGGGAUUGGAGGGGAGGGGAAGAAGGGUCCAGCUUCUGAAGCCUGCCUGUGUGUUCCUACAGUAAAGGGCAAUGAUGUCAUGACGUUGACGCCAUCUCCCUGGAUGGAUGCAGAUAAGAACAGUGUGGGAGGGCACUGGAAUCGCUCUCCGAAGGGGCUGGAGCUAAAACAAGCCCUGGUUUGGCUGGCACUCAAGACAAAUAGAGUUUGAAAGGGGAAAACUAUUCCACUUUGGUUUUGCAGUGAAUGGGCGAGCUAAGCCAGAGGAAGGACCCAGCUGCCAGAAACUAGCACCGCUGCCCCUCCUGCCCCAAACUUUCCCUGGCCUCUGAAAUCUCUCCUGUUGCACCCUGGGCAAAACUCCACACCGUUUGGAGAAGAGGAAGGGCACAAUGCUGAGAGAGCAGCAGAAUGGCGAGCUGGAAAUAGCAGACAAGUAAACUGAGUUUGGACUGAGCUGUGCCCAUAUAGUUCCUUUCACCUUGUGUUCUGGAUCUUUGAUGCGUGGAUCAGGUGAGCCAGCAAGUGUUGGAGACCAGUGGGGUCGGAUCUGAACUUCUGGAGUUUUCUGGACUGCAUAAGGAAGGCUGCAUAUCGUAGGCUGUGUUCACUGUACGUUUUAAACUUUUCUAUGCAUUUCCUGUGUGUGUGUGUAUUCGCUGUGCAGAGAUACCAUUUUGAUGGGCAGUGUGGGAAAAGGACUUGUGUUUUGCAAGGGCUUUGGUGGAGAUUGGUGGGUUGCUGUGCGUGUGAACACUCUCUCGGUCCUCUCCCUUUGCCUCUAGUGACAGCCAAGGAGUGUGGUGUUGCCUUGAGAUGUCUCUGAAUAAUUCAGUCCCUUCAUUUGCAUAACUCCACCUUUGCUUCUGUUUCUUGGGCACCCUUAAGAGUGUGAUGAAAUGUUAGGAACCUGGUUUUGCUGCCAGGCUGACACUCGCAGAAGACUCUUCCCACUUCAGGGGAGAGGGGGGGGCAGGGCACAGUCGCCUUGCCACCAACAUGCCACAUGCCUUCUCAACCUGCCAGUUAAACAGGGAGGCUGGCCUUUGCUCCACCCGACCCCCUCCAACAGCAUUCUGUAAGGCCCCCUCUGUCCCCUUAUUGUUGCAAUGGGCAGGAUGUGUAUAGAGAGGGGACCUGUGUAUAGCACCCCCUCCCCAUGGGAUCUCUGUUGGUGAGAGCAAUGCACAGGGAGAUUUUGCUUCAGGCAGCCACUAAUUCUCCAGGUGCAGCGCUUUCACUUUCUCUCUGAAGGAAUUACUUACAGGCGUCCUCUCUCCUGUGGGAAGUAGGGAAAGUGUGCAAGCACACUGUUGGGGUGGGGCUAAUCCCAUUCCCUGCUCCCUUCCUUGAUCUUGGGGAUUAAGAAUCAAGCAGGUUUUCCCUUCUGCAACAAACCCCUCCUAAUCCGCAUAACACCAUCCUUUUGGGUUUUUUCCCCCCUUAGUCCUGGAGUGGGUUGGAAUGUUAGGAGCUGGCUUUUUUAAAGAAGGAAAGAGAGAUUAGCAUAUUGAUCACUGUUCUUUUGUUGGAGCUGACCUUGGUAGGACAACUGUUGCUGCCUGUCCUCCACUUUGCUGCACCGGGGAUGCUAAAUUCAAGCAAGCCACCCCAGAGACUCUGUUAGCUGCUUUUUGUGCAGGUCUGGGGGGGCGGGGAACAUGCACAUAUUUCUGAUUCCCAGUAUCAGCAGCAGAUGGUUCAGUGACCAAAGUACCUGCAAGUGCUCCUCUGUCAGCGCCACGCAACCUGAGGUUACAAAGCGACUUCUUUGAGCUGUCCUUUUGACUCAAAGCAGUUAAUGUAUUUACUUGUGUUUGUGUGCUGUUAGUUAGAGCAUCGCGCUCAUACUGUCAUCCGUGUUGGAAGGGGAAUAAGGGAUAGAUAUCCUCUUUGCAUCACUCAGCAUAAAGUAUGCACGGGGGGUGGGAUCAUACCCUGGUGGGAAUCUAGUUGCAUCUCAGGGGAAGUGUCUGUAAUAGAACUUGAGGGCAAAAGAGAAUGUGUGAAGGUAACCACAGAUUGGCAAGUAGAGAAAUAUCCAGUCUCCAGUUCCAGAGAGCAGGAGAACGGGAUGCAGUGGGGGCUUCAGCCUUGGAAGAGCAUCGAGGAUGAACAACAAGCUUGACAGCUUUCUUUUCUAUGAACAGGUUGCCGCUCAAUGCUGAAGAGGAAAUAAGAGACGCCCCUCACUGCUGCUUCUUUGCCUUCCCUACGGGGAUCCAUGUCGCCUCCUCGUGUCCAGUUCCCAGCGGCCUUCCAGGUAUUGAAUCUCCCCAAGGCAGAGAGGGCAGCCUCUGAUGCAUUGGCACCGACCCCUAAUAAAUCUGAACCCUCCCUCUGCAGGCUCUCAAGAUUCUCUUUUCCAGAAUGUGGAUGCUCUGCUUCCCCUGUCCCACCUCUCCACGUUAGGCACCUCUGGUUUAUGUAUCUUGCCACACAAGCCUUACCUCGUCCCCUGGCGCUGAUCCUGCUGCCCUGCUUGAAGAGCAUCCUAUUUGUUGGCCGCCAUCCUUGUUACCUAAACUGAGACGUCCCAGUGCCCUGUGUGCUUUGCCUCUGUGGCCCCGCCUCCCGUAGAGAGGGGAAUAGCUUUGCCCAGGAACUGGUGGAGCCCUCCUUGCCCAGUGGUCUGCUAAUGAUCAGGAUUUCAUUCUUCCCUUGUCCUUGCUUUGUAUCCGGCAAGGAAAGAAAGCACCUCCUUCUAGGUUGUAGGGACCCAUGGCAGGAACUGCUCCCCUUACUGGGCUGUGUGGGGAACGAUGUGGGGUUGGUCCUCUCAGAGAGGCAAGCCCAGCUGACUUUCUCCCUUGCUCUGCCUGUUCUUACUUCUAAUGCCCUUCCCCCACAGUAUGUCCUGGUUUAGCGGCAUCCUGGUGCCCAAAGUGGACGAGCGGAAGACUGCUUGGGGGGAGCGCAAUGGGCCCAAGCGCCACCGCCCAGCGCUCUGUGGCCCUCGCUACAUGAGUUGCCUGCAGGACCCGGAGCUGGAGCGCGGAGGCAGCGGGGGACUGGGCCUGAACUGUUCGUGGCAGGAGGACCACUAUGGCAAGAAGGCGCCGCCGCCACCCCCGCCUGGCACUGGGGACCUGGGACUCAAAGCCGUGGACCUGGGCUUCGAGGACGGGGGCGGAGAGGCCAAGGGGCUUUCGGCCAGCGACUGCGGCCGGCGCCUGCUGCAAGUGUUCCGCUCCAAGCGCUUCCGUUCGGCCAAGCUGGAGCGGCUCUACCAGCGCUACUUCUUCCAGAUGAACCAGAGUUCGUUGACGGUGCUCAUGGGAGUCUUGGUGCUGGCUUGCGGCAUCAUGCUGCUGUUCCACUGCGUGCCUGGCACCCCCCGCGUGCCCUAUGCCGCUGCCCUGGCCGUGGCGGCCGCCCUGUUCCUCUCGCUCAUGGUCCUCUGCAACCGGACUGGCUUCCACCAGGACUGCAUGUGGGCCGUGAGCUACCUGGUCAUUGGGGCGUUGUGCGGGGUGCAGGCUCUGGGCACUCUCCUGGUCUCGCCACGCAGUGCCUCCGAGGGCGUCUGGUGGAGCGUCUUCUUCAUCUACAUCAUCUACACCCUCCUGCCCGUCCGCAUGCGGGUGGCGGUCCUGGCUGGAGCCUUGCUCUCUGUGCUGCACCUGGUAAUCUCCUGGCACCAGAACAGGGCGGACUCCUUCCUUUGGAAGCAGGUAAGGGGGAAGGAGUGAGGGCAGAGGAGGCCUGGGGUUAAUGAGUCCCUUGAGGACAAAGAAAAGCCUUGGAAGCUGUGAGGAAAGGCACACUUGAAACCGUACGCUAAUUGGGCAGAGGCCUUGGGUGUGAAACAAAAAGGCUGCCAAGUCGGGGACUCGUAUGGUAAUUGCUUCAGGCUUUUGUUGGGGGAGCAGUCAAGUGGCCUGCAGCCUCCUUCUCCUGUUGAGCUGCGUGGGAACCAUGAAUCUGUGGCCCCUUCCUAAGCUGGUAGGAGCAGCUUUGGGUAGUAUGGGAGGAGCCUGCCUGUGGCUCCUCCCCAUGCUGUGGGAUUGGCCCAGUUUCUGGAAGUGGGUGAUUGGGAUAUUUCGUUUCCUGAGUUCCCCAAAUAACAUGGUAAGCUUGGCUGUUGGUGCUAAAGCCUUGUGUGUGAAAACUUCGUUUUGCUUCUGCCCCGUAUCUGCUUGGUUCUUGCCCGCUUUUCAUUGCUUGGUGGUGACAGAGGAACGCCUGGGAAUCUUGUUUGGCCAGAACUAGCACUGAACAUCUUUUCCCAGCACAGAAUCUGAUGGCACGUCCACAGGAUCCUCUGCUUAACACAGGAAUGUUCUUUGUGGUGGGAUGGUUGGAUAUUUUGGGGCAGUUUUAAGCUGCCCACUUGGACUCCUCAGUAUCCUGCCUCUUGUUGCUGCACGACUAGUAGCCCCUUUUUCCAUCAUGAGUUUAUCUAACCCCCUUUUAAAGCUAUCCAAGUUGGUGGCCACAGCCAUGACAGCCAUUUCCAUAGCUUAAAUAUCGCUGGGUGAAGAAGGUUUCUGCCUUGUCUGUCCUGAAUCUCCCAGCAACCAUUGGAUGACCUUGUGGCUCGAGGACAAUGAGAGAAAAACCGCUGCCCUCUUUCUUCCCACCUGCAUAAUUUUAUAUACCUGUCUGGUGGUCUCUCCUUGCCCUUCCCUGGCCUUACGUGCCUUUUUUUUAAUCCCCUAAGCUAACAAGUCUGGUGUGCUGUUCGUUUUUCUCAUACAGGAGUUGCUUCAGCUCUUGAUAAUUUUGGUUGCCCCUUUUCUCUGAAUGAAUUAGGAAAUCAGGCAUUUGAAAGUGAAUUAGAACAAUUUGUAUGAUGAAGAGUUCUCUGCUGUCCCACAGUUGCAUAUUAUAAAUCAGUGCCAUGAAAGACAAAGUCUUACCUAUUUUGUACCUUAGAGAGUGAUGUGCUAAUUAUGGUCUGCACUCCACAGAGAACCAUAUGUACACAUUACUCCUAAGCAUCUCUAGCUGAUGUCAUCACUGUAUCAUUAGUGCUACAGAGUCAGUGCUGUGUAGCAUCCAGAUUUAUGGUGACCUUUUUAUCAGCCUUCUCCAACUUGGUACCUUCCAGAUGUUGUAGACUACCACCAUCCCUUGCUAUUGGUCAUGCUGGCUGGGGCUUGUGGGAGCUGUAGUUUUAAAACAUCUGGUGGACAUUAGGCUGGAUAAAGCUGUUUUUAUAUGCUUACAUUCCAAGCCUUGAAUUUACUUCCCUGGUGCUCUGUUUUCUGCAGAGAUGAAGGCAAAGGUGUAAUUUAAAUGUCCACAUUUAUUCAGCUGGUAAAUGCAGAAGUUCAGCUAACCAUAAUGUUAAUAGUCAGUUCCAUCACCUCUUUUUGUGCUUCUAUUUCUUUGGCCCUAGGAAGGAGCAGCAUAAUUUACCCAUUUCUUUUGUAUUUUUAUCCUUUUGAAAUCCGUCAAAUUCAAUGUGUCUAAAACUUACAUAAUUGCAUUGCAAUUAGGUUUUUGAACUACUACGUAACAUACCUCUUAAACACGGGUCAUUAAAAUUGUGAUGUUGAACACUACAGCGGCAAUGAGGCAUAAUUCUAAAAUGUGUAAUGUUUGUGUGUGGAGAGGAGAAAAUGGGAGGAAAGGAAAGAGGCCACAAGAGGGUGGCCUACAUAGAAUAAUGAUCUGGCAGCUUGCAGGCUCCCUCAAUGAUUUAUAUCUGUGCCCCUUUAUUGACAUGGUUUUAGAAAAGGGUCUUUAAAACACUCAAAUCCGCAAGUUCACUGGUUGUUUCUCCCCCACUGCUCCCCAGAUCUCUCCUGUUCUUGCACUGUCUGUUAGCUUUGUUUAGUCCAACUUUCAGCGUUUCUCUUCUGGGAAUAACUAGAAGGAUCUGCGUCUGCAAAGUUAUCAGAUUGGUGAGCACUGCCACUGGCGACGGAGAGGCAAAUGUGGUGGUCAGUUUGCAGCUGCUUCUCCUGUUAGUGUAACCUCACGGCCUGCUUGGGUUUCAUCCACGCCUCCAUUUGGUUCCCCUUCCUCCUCGGUUCAGCCUUCCAGUGCUCCUUUCCAAAAAAGGAUCAAGGAUACAGCUGCUCACAUCAGCCUUUUCUGUGCAGGAGGAAAGAAGUAGCUACUUUUAAGCUUUGGGUUGCUGUGGAUUUCUGGUUGUUUUAAAACACACACGCACACACACACACAAAUAGCUCCCCUAUGAUGCUUGGAAUUAUUGCUGUAUCUUCAACUCGUAAACUAAAUUAGAGUUAACCCUCAACUAUCCAGUGCUGGCAGCAAUUGGGGAGUUAGCUUGGAGUCUGGAGGUGUCUAUAAGUGGCCCAGUCACUGUCUGCCAUAAGUUGGUGACAUCCUAGUGGGCAUUCAUUUUUGCUACCUUUCAAAACUCUGGUCAGGAUUUAUUAUUAUUAUUUAUUACAAGUCCAUACCACCCUUCAUACAAAGAUCAGAAACCAAAGUUUACAAUAUAAAAACACAAAAAUACAAUGCUCCCCCCACAGUUUAAAAGCCCAUGGAUUGUUUAUUAGCCAAAAGCCUGGGAGGGAUGCUUUGCCGGUGCCUAAAGAUUAAUAAUAAUACUAAUACAUUUCUUAUACCCCCCACAUCUGACUGGGUUGCCCCAGCCACCCUGGGUGACUUCCAACAAAAAUACAGGGGAAAAACCAACAACAACGCAGCCAAGGGGAAAGCAUUUUACAGGCGAGGAGCCAGAGCAGAAAAGGCCUAUUCUCGUGUUGCUGCCCUCCAGACCUCUCACAGAGGAGGCACAGAUGAUGAUCGCAGGGUCCGGGUCACUUCACAUGGGGAGAGGUGGUCCUUGAGGAUUGGUUGACCUUGGUGACCGUAGUGGCAUUGUGGGAAAGAGCCGUUGACGUUUGUGCUCCAAGACUCACCAUGCUGACAGCAUCCCUAGAACCUACCAUCAGUGCCCUGCAGUAAUAAGCACACCUUUACCUGUGAGCGUUCCAGCAUUUAUAGAGUGGAGGUUUGACCUGCCUCCUCCCACAGCUGACCCCCAAACAGAUGUGUUAGGAUCCUGUUUCCAGUUAUCAUGGCACUAUUAGGUGACCAGGGAAGAAGCCUUAGCUUGUGCAUUAUUUACAUAUAUAUUAUUUAGAUUCCCCCCAUGCUAUCUCAAUGGCUUAGGGAAGAUUACAGAUUGGCGUCGCCUAUUGACUGCGUUAGAGUAAGAACGAAUUCACCCAAGCUGCCCAGGAAGCUUACAAGGAUACUGAGUACCUGUCACUGUGACAAACAUUGCAUGGCGAGAGAGCAUGAGCUACAAAGAAAGUCCAGAGUGACCAAGGGACAGCAGGUGCAGCUACGUGUGUGUGUGUGUGUGUAUGCGUGCAAAAGUGCCACUGAUUAACAAGGCAGCAGAUUUUAAAGUUGUAUUUCAUAUUGUAUAUUAAUGUAGCUUCUUACCAAAAAAUGCAGGUGAGAAGUGCAAUAGAUGGUAGGAGUGGUCACAGGCUUUGCAGGCAGAAGGUUCCAGGUUUAAUCUUUGGCAUCUCCAUUUUUCAUGGAAAAAUGCUGCCACUCUGAGUAGGCAUUAUUGGGCUCAAUUGAUAAAUAGUCUUUCCUGUUAUUAUAAGGCAGCUUUCUGUGUUUCUUAUGUUUGUUAAAGAAGAGUCGUUGUCUCUCCCGUCCAUAACCAUGUGUGCACACUCAAGGAAAUGCCUCUUCUAAAAUAGCGCUUGCUUUGUUAUCUACCAAAAAAAUGCAUCUUGCUUCAGAAACAUUGUUUCCCCCUUAAUGCCACUGUUUGCAAAUGUGCAUGCAGACAUAAUUGAUCACACAAACUUAAUUAAUAGGUUAAUCAAAUAAGAGUUUCAGCUAAUGAAUCAGUUGAAAUGUCUCUAAUUGGGCUUGUCGCCCUGAGAAUAGACAUCGGCCAUAGACCAAGUCUGACAAUUUCUUUUUCAUACCUACUCGGUAUGGCAGUAAUUGCACAAAGAUUUCAAGCGGAGGUCUUUCCCAGCCCUGUCACCUAAUCUUAGGCCUUCCAAAUUCCAAGACCAACUAGAGAUCUGUUAACUGGAGGAGCUGGGGAUGGCCUGUGGAGCUAAUCAUCAUCAUCAUCAUCCACCCAUCUGACUGGGCUGAUCUAGCCACUCUGGGAAGUUUCUAGCAAAACAUAAAAUACAUGAUAAAACACACUCCCAACCAGGCCUGCUUGGCUUCAACGUGGCGGCUGCAUCUUGUGCCCAUGGACCAUGCCCUCAACUUUUCUGAAUAAAUCUGUGCCUCUGUCAGCUUGUUUGCCCAUUCCCUCCCAGUCCCUUUCUCCAUCAUGUCAGCUGGACUGUAAGCUGGUGGGGAGAGGCUAGGGUGUUUUCUUAAUAUUUGUGCAGUACCUAGAAAACAUUAAUUAAUUAAAUGAUAUCAAGUUAAAGAGCUGAAGUGAGAUUUCAGCUGGCAACUUCCUGGCCUGCAACUCACCCUUUUAUCCACAGCACCAUCCCAGUUCUCUGCAGCACCUUAGCUCAGCGGCAGGUGAGUCCUGGAGGCAGGGCAGGCCCAAGAUGUGUCAUUGCCUGAGGCAAAAAACAGGACCGUGCCUCCCUGUUGCACAUAACAGAAACCAAGCAGGCUGUUAGAUUAAUCUUCCUUCAGUUAUGGCAACAGAAGAGCAGGCUCAGCUUAGGCAGGCCAGGCUAUGCAGCUCCCACAGCGCUCCUGCAACAGAGUGGAAAGGCCAAGGGGCUGUUGCUGCUGCCUAUUACCUCCCCCAGCAGCAGCCACCUGUCAGGUGUGAGGCAGGUGAACACCUGGCUCCGCCAAAAGGGGAUUAGCAGGUAUUGCUGGUCAGCUGAUCAACAGUGCCUGCAAAGUGCUGGACAAAAUGGUGCUCUAAAAUGGGCUUCUAGGAACAGACAGUCAGCCAAUGGUCUAAUAUCCAAAAGGUCAUUUCAAAGUGCCGCACAAGCACUGACUGUGAGGGGUGUAAGAGUUUGGCCCAGUGGUCAGAUUCGGUUCCCUAGCCCUGCCUUAAACCCUAGGGAACUGUGUUUUGCUUGUUUUUCUUCCCACCCUCUGUCUCCCGAAGGCACAGUAUUGGGACCCCUUUUGUAUCCUGGCAGCAAUGGAGGAUGAGACUCCAUUAUGGGCCAAGAGGGUCUCCUUGGCUUGCAAAAAGCUCCCAAUUCAUUCUUUAGGGAAGGGAGCAGAGGGUAAUGGCACCUCAGGUGGAGGGAAGGUGGUCCACCUCACAAACGUCAGGAACUGGAGUUGAAGAUGAAUGGGCUUUUUAGUAGGUCUAGGUUUCCUGCUGAAAGCUUGCUGGGAAAGAAAACUGCUUGAAGCAGGUAACUUCUUUCCCUGCUCCAGUAUGUGUUUCACUUGGGUCCCUCUCUUGCUUGCAGCUUGGAGCCAACAUUUUGAUAUUCCUGUGUACCAACGUCAUUGGCAUCUGCACCCACUACCCGGCUGAGGUGUCGCAGCGCCAGGCCUUCCAAGAGACCCGGGGCUACAUUCAGGCACGGCUACACCUGCAACGUGAAAACCGCCAGCAGGUGAGGAGCCAUUGUGGGGGGCCAGGGUUGGGCUGCAGCCUUGAACGGGAGUUGUGGUGGGCAGGACUGCCAGUUAAAGGGCCAGCUUGGCCAUUCAGUUCCUGAUCUUGUGUGGCUGGCAUUAGGCUGCUUGGGGACGAGAAGAUGCCAGAAUUUUGAGAGUCUGGCAGUGUUGGGGGGAUUGUGAAUUGGGACAGAAGGAAUGUUAAGGUUGGAAGAGAAGGGAGGAUUAUCUGUGACUAGGCUGUAACUGGUGCCUUUAACUUCGGUGUGUUGUGUCAACAUUCUUGCUCUGAGGGGAGUAUUUAUGUGGCUUUCUCUCUGGGGUGGUGGGCAGGAGCGGCUCUUGCUAUCAGUGCUGCCCCAGCAUGUUGCCAUGGAGAUGAAGGAGGACAUCAACACCAAGAAGGAGGACAUGAUGUUCCACAAGAUCUACAUCCAGAAACAUGACAAUGUCAGGUACCAAGCUAUUGGGAUAUGGGGUGUGUGUUUGCAUGUGUGCACCCAUGCCUGGGAGUGACCGAGGCCUAGGAGUGGCAAGGACGUCAGUGAAGCAAAGGCCGUUCUACUGUAAACAUGGAAAACUUAAACUGCAGGGCACUUGCUUUUCGACAAGACGUGAGCGGGUGGGUCGCUGGGUGCUCGAGGAGAGAAAAUGUUGGCUGGGUUCUGGGUGGGUUUAUUAAGCCAGAUAAGACAGAGACCCCCCAGGCUGUUAGCUCCUUGCAAGUUCCUAUGCUCAUUUCCUGUCUCUUCUUACCCCAACAGCAUUCUGUUUGCUGACAUUGAGGGUUUCACUAGCCUGGCGUCCCAGUGCACAGCGCAGGAACUGGUCAUGACACUGAACGAGCUGUUUGCCCGUUUUGACAAGCUGGCUGCGGUAAGUGUGUCUAGCAGGAUCAGCCAGUGGAACAGCUGACCUGUGUGGGAAUGAUGGUCUGCCUGUGCUCAUUGGAGGAAUAUGGCCCAGUCGGGGUUCUUGCAAAUGUCUGCAUGUUUUAAGCAUGCACACCUCCCUUGAGCUUUGUACUUAUUACAGGUGUGCCUGCAGCAAACACAGGUGCCGUGUUAAGAAAUCCCCAUAAAUGUUCCGGUACCACCUCCUUCCCUAUGUUUGUGGACAAAGCAAGACCCUUUAAGGCACAUCCCACAGCACUCUGUUUAUUCUUAUAAGUUUACUUCCCCUAUAGAAGUACAGUUUUUGGCUGCUGGAGGGUCUUUUUGUAGCACAGGGGCAGAGGUAUUGAACUGAGGUGAGAUCAUAACAUACAACAAUACAAACAACCAAAUAAAAGACUUCCUUUAUCCUGAUUCUGGCCUCCUUAUUUACUUCUUAUAAACUGCUUCCUUUAUGAAUAAUUAUUAAGAUUUUUCUAAUUAUAACUUAAAUAUCCACAGUGUUAUGCUCACUGUAUGUUAUGUUCAUGUUAAAUGAGGGUGGAUUUGUGUAUUGGGGGUUUGUGUUAAUAAUAAUAAAUAAAAUUCCAAUAAAAAAUUCAAAUUCAAAAUGAACUGAGGUGAGAUGUGCUUGGAAGGGGCAUGUUGGAGUUUGGGGUGGUGGUAUUUCUGACUUCCUCCUCCUCCUCCCUUUGGCAGGAGAAUCAUUGCCUCCGCAUCAAGAUCUUGGGGGACUGCUACUACUGUGUCUCUGGACUUCCAGAACCGCGGGCAGACCAUGCCCAUUGCUGCGUGGAGAUGGGCGUUGACAUGAUCGAGGCCAUUUCGUGAGUGUGAGAGGGGGAAGCAGUUUGGUUUGCGAGGGCUGCAUGCGUUCCUUGGGAUAGUCAGUGCCUCGCCAUAUGCAUGUAACAUGUUCCUUGUGACAGUUUCCAGAAAGGUAACCUUUUUAGCCUGUCACAGCGAUCUUUGGGGCACUUUUUAAAGACUAAUACAGCGUACAGCUUUCGGGUCAUGUGGCCAGCAUGACUAAGCCGCUUCUGGUGAACCAGAGCAGCGCACGGAAAUGCCAUUUACCUUCCCGCCAGAGCGGUACCUAUUUAUCUACUUGCACUUUGACAUGCUUUUGAACUGUGAGGUUGGCAGCAGCAGGGACCAAGCAACGGGAACUCACCCCGUCGCGGGGAUUCAAACCACCGACCUUCUGAUCGGCAAGCCCUAGGCUCUGUGGUUUAACCCACAGCUUAUUUCAGAUAAACUCUGGUUAAAAUGAAUUGCCAGGUUUGGAUGGAAUGUCAAGCUUGUUAAUAACAAGCUUGCCAAAUCUUCCAGUCACCCCCUCAUGGCCACUCUGGAGGAGGAAUGGAGAUUGUGUGAUCCUCACAGGUGCAGCCUGUUCCCAUCAUGAUAAGCCGUGUUUUAUCAGGAUAUCUGAAUCAGCUUACAAUGUGUGAGAUACACCAGCCAUGACUGUGGCAGUUUGCGCAUAUGCUUGACGCACAACAUACAGGUGGCAACAUCCUUCUUUAUCGCAGGUCACAGUACAGAAAGCCAAAUUCGUUACUUCUGCAUUUAUACAGAUCACUGAAUGGUUUAAAAAACUUAGUAUCUCUUUCACACUUGCAGCAAGUUGGAUCCUGGCUUGGUAAUAGCUUAUAUGAGAUAGCAUCACCAGGGCUAUGAAGCAGAAAUAUCUAAUCUCAGUUCCUUGAAAUGCAAAAUUGUGGAACUGAAUAAAUCAUACAUGUUGGGGAAGCUUCUGUUAUUCUCCCAUAAUGUUCUUAGUGUUGCUUUGGCUGGCAGUAGGGAGGGAGGUGCCUUGCCCUCCCUUUGCUUCCUGGCCAUUCCUCAGCACCCCUCCUCCUCGUCCUCAGAAUCUUCAUAAUUCACCAGGCAUUGCCUAUGUAAAGUCAGGAUUAUCUUUACAGCCAUAUGGUCUAGAAACUUCCUUUUUGCAACACCCCCACCCCCCAUAAAAGCCAAAGUCCUCUCAGGGUGUCAGUUCUCUGUGCCAAGCCCUGCGCGCUUGUGCAGUGUCACUGAAGGAAAUGAGAAAGGAGAACCCCAUGGGGUUAUCGAUGGACAGCUGUGAAACUGGAGCCCCUUCCAGGGAAUCGAAAUGCUUUAUCUAUAGGCCCAUUUUUUGUAAGACAGAAGCAUCUGUGAGGUGAAGAGGUGCGUGAUAAAAGCCAGCAAUGCCACCAGCUUUGUCCUUGCAUCGGAAGUCACGGGUGGCUGUAUUCUGUGCCCCACACUGCACCGUCCAAAAGCGGCAGCUGGUGUCAAAGCAGCAAGAUGCCUUUUGGUCCCUCAACCCUCUGGAGCAGGAAGUCUGUUGCACAAGCAGAAUUGCAUCAUUGAAUACAACCCAGUGGUUUAUCAUGGUGUCCCACUUCUGUGAGGGCUCACUCCAGUCCCAAGUAGUUGCUAUAUGUAUGUGUAGACACAUUACCCCACACACACACAAAAAAAACUAAUCUGAACAAAAACACAGAAAAUAAAAAGAAGCAUACAAAGUCUUCUUUACAGGUAAAUCUUAACUUGACCAACACAAAACCACUGAUAAAAGGGUCUAAAGAUGUGCUUUGGGUAUGGUGACAAAUUAAUCUACAGGUGCUUGAGGCUCCAUAUGCCAUAUAUUCCAUACAUCAAAGUCUUGGUGCCUACCUUUAAAGCCCUAAACGGCCUCAAAGGCCCAGUAGACCUGAAGGAGCGUCUCCACCCCCAUCGCUCUGCCCAGACACUGAGGUCCAGCACCGAGGGCCUUCUGGCGGUUCCCUCACUGCGAGAAGCAAAGCUACAGGGAAUCAGGCAGAGGGCCUUCUCGGUAGUGGCAUCCGCCCUGUGGAACGCCCCCCCCCACCAGAUGUCAAAGAGAACAACAACUACCUGACAUUUAGAAGACAUCUGAAGGCAGCCCUGUUUAGGGAAGUUUUUAAUGUGUGACAUUUUAAUGUAUUUUUAAUCUUUGUUGGAAGCCGCCCAGAGUGGCUGGGGAAACCCAGCCAGAUGGGCGGGGUACAAAUUAUUAUUAUUAUUAAUAAUAAUAAUGAUAAUAAUAACGUAUAGCCAAAGCUUGUCUAUUGAUCUUAGAUUAUUUCGUUCUCGUACCUCCAUCCCCACCCUGGCAACUUGCUUGCAGGAAGUUUCAUUGCCCAUUUUAACAUCAGUCGUCACCCUUAAGGGCAGUGGCCUGUUUUCUUGUACCCUGCAUGAAUAUGACACUUUGUUGAUGGUAUUGUAAUCAGUCUUCCCCUGUAAGCAUGACACAGACUGCGUUUCUUACUUCACACGAGUGAAUUCAUGGGUGUAUGAAGAAGGGGAGGGGUGCUUUGACACUUCCUUUCCUCCUGCUUUUCAGGCUGGUGCGUGAGGUGACGGGGGUGAAUGUCAACAUGCGUGUCGGGAUCCACAGUGGGCGUGUACAUUGCGGAGUGCUGGGCCUACGCAAGUGGCAGUUUGACGUCUGGUCCAAUGAUGUCACCCUGGCCAACCACAUGGAGGCUGGUGGCAAAGCUGGGUAAGUCCAGUCUCCAUAGGCCUGAAGAAAGGCAGGGGCAGUGAGGGCCAGUGGUCAGGUAUGAUAGCAGUAGGGAGUCCUAGAACUUGUGGCUGGAGAGCCACAAAGUCUCUGUCUUUGGAGUAAAAGGAGGGGAAAGUUGGGUUGGUGGAAUUACUAAGACGUGGCACCAUAAAGAGGAAUGAGUUGAUAGCUGGAACUGUAGGGUUGUGUCUGUUGCCUGAGACAGAUCAUGUGGAGGUGAACAGCUUGUACAUGUAUUUGUGGGUAGGCUGGAGGAGAAUUUGUGAGCUCCCCCUUGGCGGAUGUCACAAGCACUGUCCAAUAGGCGCCACCUUCCCUGUCCCAAAGGCCCUGCCCUAUCCUUGAUGCUUGGAAGUGGGGGUUGCUGUUAUCCAAAAAAUGGGGCAAGGGUUUAUUUUUAAACAGCAGCCAUUGUCUCGCUGCCACAAAGAUGCAUUUUUGCUGGGGCAACGUUGUCUGACCACCUCAGCCACCUCCACAUGGCUCUGCCCACCUCUCUGCCAGGAGAGGCCCCAUAGUUUUGCAUAAACAAGCAGCUUGGUUUGGCCAGGACUUCAGCUUGCUGGUGGCAUGAGCAAAACCAGGCUCUCUAGCUUUGGUGGUCAUGGUCUUGACCCAAUGGUGGGGAACUGGAACUGGAUCUAAGCUUGCAGGCCAAGCUUGACAGGUGGGUGGGGUGGACCACCCUGACAAGCACCUGAUAGCAAGUGGCCCAAUUUGGCCCUCUUGGUUUGGAGUCAAUCCUUGUAGGCAAAGUCACUGCCAUCGGCUUAUCCCUGGCACUCUUGCAAAGCCCUGUCUCCACUGCUUGAAGUGGCCUUGCAGGCCACAAAGGAGGGCCCGUGGGCUGGAGUUUCUCCACUACUGCAUGGGCCAGGUGUGGUGAAGGUGACCAAAGAUCUCUUCCCUUGAAGCUUCUCCAAUGGCUUUUCCCAGUUGCCACCUGCAGCCUCUUCACACUUCUAGUCCCUUCAUUCAACACAACACUCUUGACCCCAACUAUCUCCCUUCUCAUCUCCCCUUCUUGCACCCAUGAAAAGCCAUCUGUCAUUGCCUCCCCCAGUCCUGUCUCUGUGGCUUUCAGCCAUGCUGUUCCCUGUUCCCGCCUUAGUUCCUGAAGGCACACCUUCGAGGCUUUCCCCUGAUAUUCAGCUUAGUCCACUUUUGUCUUCCCUGCAGUCCUAUUGCUACCUCUUCUAAUUUUACUACCCACUUACUUUCCCUUUCUGUUCAAUUGCCCAUCGAACCUCCCAUGAGAGGUGGGAGAUUCUCCUUCAUUGGAGGUUUUAAAGCAGAGGUUGGAUGGCCAUCUAUCAUGUAUGAUCUAGUUGAGAUUCCUGCAUUGCAGGGGGUUGGACUAGAUGACCCUUGGGGUUCCAUCCAGCUCUGCAGUUCUAUGGUUCCAUGAUUCUAGCCUCUUGCUCUCCAGCUUCGUGGGCAGAGACCAAACCACUUACAGAGACCAAACCACUCUCGCGCAUAUUAAUGGCAGUUGUAGGUGUGGCUCAGAGGGAGUGGGAGAGGGGGGCUCCACCAGAUGACUUGGCUGAGUGACAAAAGUUCUGUGCUAGGCGGAUCCACAUUACGCGAGCCACGCUGCAGUACCUGAAUGAGGACUACGAAGUGGAGCCAGGGCACGGGGGCGAGCGCAAUGCCUACCUUAAGGAGCACAACAUCGACACCUUCUUCAUCGUGGGCUGCAGCCAGAAACGAGUGAGUCCUGGAGGGGCUGGGGAAGAAUAUCACAGUAAUUUGCUCUUGUGCAGGGGUCACAAAAGGCUUUCCCACCGUGGCUCUUGGGCAGGUCUCCCCGUUUUCUCUGUCUUUUUAAAGGGAAGCCUCUAGCCCUCCUAGAAAAAAGUUAUGGAGCAAAAUGUGAAUAUACCUUCUGAGGUAUAUUUUUCCUGGUACUGAGAUAGGUUCCCAGUUGCUUUUAGACUGCAAAUGUUUGUGUGUGUAAGUAGAACCAAUACUGUGUGAUCCCUCAGAAUCACAGCAGGACAUACCUCCCUUCCAUUAGUAAGUCUGAGGUGGUUGGGGGUGGUAGUCUCUAAAUUUGUGUUAUGCCACAUUCCCCACGGCAGCCAUUGUGUGUUAUGCAGUGCCCCCCCAGUGGUAGCAAUUUUGUGACUGGCACUCCCAGCAUGCUCUCAAAAUUUGAUAUGUGUCCAGUGGCCCAAAAAAGUUGCCUCCCCCCCCCUUCUCUAGGGUGUGGGGGGUUAGAAAACCUACCUGCCAGCCAGCAGGGCGCUGCUUAUGCCCUGUAGGUAUGGUUCACGGGGAAGGUGAGCAUUCUGCUAUCCAAAGCUGGAGCAGUGGAAGCUGCAACUCUGGCCGGCCAAGAUGAGCAGCCUUAUUCCAGAGGAGGGUGUUGGAAAGGGUCUCUCCCCAUGGCCCCUCCCCCCCCCCCCAGCUUCUUUGUUUGCACCUCCAUGGCCUGUUUUUCUCUCCGACAGAAAGAGGAGAAGGCCAUCUUAGCCAAGCUGCAGAGAGCUCAGGCCAAUUCUACCGAAGGGCUGGUGCCUCGCUGGGUGCCUGAGCGCUCCUUCCCCCGGACGAAGGACUCCAAGGCCUUCCGACAGAUGGUGAGUGCCAGCGAGGGACAGAGAGAGGGCUUGCUUUGGGCGCACAUCCAGCCAAGAGGGUGGGAGCAAAAAGGCAACCGGGCUUUGAUCACGUUACACACCUGCUUGCAGGUCCUGGAUGGGUAAUGGUCUGUUGUGUACAUUUUACACUAUUUAUUAUCCUUAAUGAAAUCCUAAAUAUUGAAGGGAUGCGGGUGGCGCUGUGGGUUAAACCACAGAGCCUAGGACUUGCUGAUCAGAAGGUCGGCGGUUCGAAUCCCCGCGACAGGGUGAGCUCCCGUUGCUCGGUCCCUGCUCCUGCCAACCUAGCAGUUUGAAAGCACAUCAAAGUGCAAGUAGAUAAAUAGGUACCGCUCCAGCGGGAAGGUAAAUGGCGUUUCCGUGUGCUGCUCUGGUUCGCCAGAAGCGGCUUAGUCAUGCUGGCCACAUGACCCGAAAGCUGUACGCCGACUCCCUCGGCGCCGCAACCCCAAAGUCAGCCACGACUGGACCUAAUGGUCAGGGGUCCCUUUACCUUUAUUAUCCUUAGAGAAAGAGGGGGAAGCCCCCACAAGGGCCUGCUCUCACGAAUGUUUGAGCGCAGAAGGUUGUAGCCAACUUAAGAGUAGACCUGUUACUCUUCAUGGACCUAAAUUAAGCCAUAUCCUAAUUUCAAUGGGUCUGCUCUAAGCCAGGCUAGCAUUGACUACAACCCAUGGUGACCAUGGCAAAAGCCUUGCCUGUGUGGGCUUUUCUGACUGUGUGGCAAGCUGGUCACAUGGCAGCAUGGAUCUGGUCUCUUUGGUUCUUAUUAUUGGCGCAGACGAAGCUGAUGUCUCUUAUUGAGUCCAGUAUUAAUCUACUUUGCCCAAAUUGAUUGGCAAAAGGACUUUGGGUGGGGAUCUUUCCAGGGCCGCUUAUGUGAGCUUCUUUUACUGGAGAAGCUGGGGAAUGAGCAUGGCGAAAUCUACGCAUCCAGAGCUUUUCUCCGCUGCCAUUUGGACUGCUUCACACAGGCUCUUGAUUGCCAGCCCAAGUGGGAAAAGCCUUAAAACAUCCUCAGAGUGCUUGAGAAGGGAGCCGCCAAUAACUUCCCUCUUUGGUGGCACGGGUGGCGCAGUGAAGAAAUCCUUCUUGCUUGAGUCUGUCACUUGCGGUGGAGCAAAGGAGAAAGCAUGUGGAAUUAAGGGAGAGGAUUUUUCUGAGGCUUCUGUGCAUUAAGGCUGUUUAUAGGUCAGAGCAGCACAUUGACCUGUGCCAAGGAGACAAUAGUGAGCCCUGUGCCAAAGGAGUUGGCCCAGAAUGAGGGGGGGAUGGGGAUAGGGUGGGAGUAGCUGUUUAAGGCCAUAGGCCAUAACCAUAAAGUUGCUUCCAGUGCAGUUGGAUUACCAGCCAUAAAACCGAACGUGUCACAUGCCAGAGUUACAGUUUUACCCCACUUGCAGCAAAUUGCAUCCAUGAGAACCAGGCUGUUACUGAUCCUAGCAGCUGAGAAAGCAAAUAAUGUCCCCACCCUUUAUGUGAUGUACAGAUAAUAUAUUUGAUGCUCCACAAGCAAGCUGGUUUUCUCUUUUCCUUGUGGCAUGGGCCAGUUGGAGGCUUUGGGCUGAAUCUGCUCACGUAAUUUUUCUAAGAACACGAGGAUGGCAUAAAUAAAUAUAUAUAUAAUGUGGAAGGUCCUCCUCUACCUCCCUCCCAGCUCAGCGUGAAUCUACCCACGUUACAAGAACUUCCUUGGAGACUGUUCUUCCUGAACCCUUUUGCCAUUUGAAGUAAAUUGAGGGCAGAGUUACUUGGGGUACGACCUCCUUGGUGGUGGAAUCCAAACUCUGGAAGUCCCUCCCAAGGGAUAUUCACACUUUCCCUGAUCUCUGUUAAUUUUUGCUGCUGUUAUUGGUCUAGGCUGUGCCAUCCCAGGCUGCCCUCGAAUUUGGAAGAGAAUCUCCCACCUUCUGCUAGCUUUUGGUCAUUGUUUAUUGCUGCUAACUUGAUUGAUUGAUUACCGUAUUUUUUGCCCCAUAGGACGCACUUUUUCCCCUCCAAAAAUGAAGGGGAAAUGUGUGUGCGUCCUAUGGGGCGAAUGCAGGCUUUCGCUGAAGCCUGGAGAGCGAGAGGCAUCGGUGCGCACCGACCCCUCUCGCUCUCCAGGCUUCAGGAAGCUAUCCGCAAGCCUUGCAAGCCCGGCGGGAGUUCCCGCGGGCUCACAAGGCUUGCGGGCAGCAGCCUGCAGCCCUGGCGAGUGUCCGCAAGCCUUGCGCGCCCGGCAGGAGGUCCCGCCGAGCGCGCGAGGCUUGGGGCGGCAGCCUGUCGCCCGAAGCACGGGGAGCCCUCCGGCGAGCUCGUGCUCGGCAGUGUCAAGCCUCGCACGCCUGGCGGGACCUCCCGUCAGGCGCGCGAGGUUUGGGGCGGCAGCGUGCAGCCCCAAGCACGCGGAGCCCUCUGGAGGGUGCCCCAUGCUUCGGGCAGGUGUGCGCAAGGCUUGGGGCGGCAGCUGCAGCGGGGGGGGAUACAUUUUUUUUAUUCAUUUCCCCCCCCAAAAAACGAGGUAUGUCCUAUGGGCCGGUGCACCCUAUAGGACAAAAAAUACGGUAGUUCUUGAUUAUUAUUAUUUUUUAAAAAAACAUUGUCUCCCCUCAAAUUAUAUUUAUUUGGGUUCUUAUUGUUAACCAUUGUUUAGAUGCUUUGGCUCAAAAAGGCAGGAUAUAAAUUUUCUAAUAAAUAAAAGCCUAGAUCCAUAUGGAGAUAUUGAGUAGCACCGCUUUUUAACUUUGGAGAGGAACUGGCUUUUGAAAUGAGAUGUCGGCACAGCAGAUGUCCAAGAGUCUGCUUGGGUGUUGCAGCAGACGCGAAGAAGCAUAGGGAAUCUCCUCAAUGUGUGUUUUUGAAUAUGUGUGUGGAAUGAAGCCUGCUGUCUUUCUGUCUAGGAGUACCUUCCAUGAGGACAGCAGAAGGGCAGAUAAGUAGACUACACCACCAGCCCAGAUCCAGCUAUUUACCCUGUCAACCUUUGGAGGCUAGCUGACCAAUGUUAAAAGGAAAUCUAUUGAUACCAUGCGGAUAGGGGAGAUCUGAUGCGUUGUGUCAGCACAUCAUAUUUUCCCUCGAGAUAAUCAUCCUGGGAGACAAGCUAAUUGGACAAAGGAGGUGUCAAAUAUCCAACAAACAAGAGAACAAAAAUACUUUUAGCCUUCUUCUUUUUUUGGAAAACAAAAGUUAUGGAAGGAAUUGGGGUUAAAGUAGGACAGCAUUGGUAGAGACAUAUGCUGCAUGCAGAUGGUUCCUGGCAUCAGUCCCUGGUGUCUCCAGUUAAACAGAUCAAGUAGAAAAACCUCCACACCAAUGUGGUGUAGUGGUUAAGAGCAGUGGACUCAUAAUCUGGUGAACUGGGUUCGAUUCCCCGCUCCUCCACAUGCAGCUGCUGGGUGACCUUGGGCUUGUCACACUUCUCUGAAGUCUCUCAGCCUCACUCACCUCACAGAGUGUUUGUCGUAGGAGAGGAAGGGAAAGGAUAUUGUUAGCCGCUUUGAGACUCCUUAGGGUAGUGAUAAAGCAAGAUAUCAAACCCAAACUCCUCCUCCUCCUCUUCUUUUUCUUCUUCUUCUAUUUGCCCGAGACCUUGGAAAGAGACUAGAGUUGAUAGUGCCAGGCUAGGUGUAUAAAGGGACUAAAGAGCAAGUAUGGAGUAGCAGUUAAGAGUGUUGGACUAGGGACUGAGAGACCAGGGUUGAAAUCCCCACUCAGCCAGGAAGUUCAUGGGGUGACCUUGGCUCAGUCACCUUCUCUCAGCCUAACCUACCUCACAUGGUGGUUGUGAGGAUACAGUGGGACAGGGGGAGAACUGAGCACACAACUGAGAGCUCCUCAGAGCAUAGGAAGGAUAGAAAUGCCAGAAAGUAAAUUGGCUUUCUCGGCUCCUGAAUACCUGGGGCCCAGCUCUCUCAGGGGGCGGCACAACAAGGGGCUGAGGGAAGGAAACUCUUUCAUGCUUCUGAUGGACUGUCUAAGCAGGCAGAAAUUGGGUACCAUGUCACCCCAACCCACCCACCCUGGCUCCAUGUUGGCUGAAACAGGACGAUUUUCAAAUGUCUAGAGACCCAGAUGUGGGGCAGAGCUAAAAAGUGCAGUGUUCUACAACUGGAGAAUCACAAUUGACCGUUUUAUCUGAAAACUGAAUGGGUGGGGGCAUAGUGUGGAUUCUUAAAAGUCUGACCUCUGGUGAAGAAAUGUCUAGUUACAAUACGGAUUUUGAAGGGAGUACAAGGCCUUCUGAGCUUUGCCAAAUAAAUCCGAAGCAUUUGGGUUUCUUAGGCUGUUUAAGAAAUACAACAGCUAUCAGGACAGAAGGUACUUGCUUCAGGAACUAGGAGGAUUAUUUUGAAGCAUUAGGGCUGAGGGACACAUUCACAUGUGAAAGAGCAUUUAUUACAGCCCUCUACAGCAUUUAUUACAGCUCCUACCACAGAAGGCAGGAGCAGAGUUGUGGGGAGUUGUUCCUUCAUGUGAAAACAAGUAGAACAGUUCUUCUCCAUAUUAGAGGAAAGUCUUCUGUGUGUAAAGGGUUUUUGAAGUGGUGGCUUUUGUGGGGAGCGGGAGAAUGUCCAGAUUCUCUUUUUAUGGCUUGUUGGUUGGGUGGGUGUGUUGCUAGCAGCCAUUCUGAGCUGGUGGAUUUUGCCUGGGGCAGUUUCAAUGCAGGUUGUUUCCAAUCAGGCACUCACCUGAGCGAGAGGUGUGGUGAGCGGCUAACUAGGAAGAAUUUCGUGCCUGAAUUACUCUGGACUAUCUUGCUUGGGUGGCAAGAAUGAGAGGUGCUUGUGUGCUUACUCAGUGGGUAGGGGAACCUCCCAAGGUUUUCUGGGCAUUCCUGCAGCAAAUGCCUGAGCCCUUUCUGCCCUUAAGUUACCCCAAGUUACCGUAUUUUUCGCUCUAUAAGUCACACCAGACCAUAAGACGCACCUAGUUUUUGGAGGAAGAAAAAAUAUAUUCUGAAUCUCAGAAGCCAGAACAGCAAGAGGCUGUUCUGGCUUCUGGGAUAGCUGCACAGCCUGCAUUCACUCCAUAAGAUGACACACACAUUUCCCCUUACUUUUUAGGAGGGAAAAAGUGAGUCUUAUAGAGCAAAAAAUACGGUAUCUUCUGAUAAGUAGGGCACACCUUUUCCCGCCUCCAUUUCAUCUGAACAGAUUUUAUGUUGAGAAAAUGUGCAAAAGUAAGAGGAGGUCUCUUACUUCUCAAAGGAGGUCGCCCCCUAGAUUUCUGUGCAAGACCCCGGUGCCAGUGUGCAAACCUGGUUUUGCUACUCAGGCAGAGAUGUAACUGUUGGCCUCCUAGUGGGCAGGUAAUUCUGCCAUGUUUGUCUAUACAUGGAGUGUAUUUACAUGCUCCAGUUGCACCCAGUGGAGUGAUAUAUCUGAAUUAAUUGCUCCUACUAGAGGCUGCUGCAAAGGGGCAAGGCAAGGUCUAUGAGUUUUAUUCAGCUAGGUCCUACUCGGUGUAGAACUGAAAUUAACCAACCUUUGUUACUCAUGGCUGUUAACUUCAGUGGGUCUCCUACUUUGAGUAGGACAAGUGUUGAAUACCACCCAGUGAAAUUGUGCGGAGUUGCAGUGGAUGCAUUUCCUUUGUUGCCAAGUACGGUGCGGCUCAAAUUGCAUAAAUUGUUAAGUUUAUUUCAUGGCAUACAGAUUAGGAUUUACUGAUCUAGCAUUGGAAGGAGUAAUUCUUCCCCUCCCUGUUAAUCAUCCACAUUCCCCCCACCGCCCCACCUCCCAGUAUAUGAAGUUUAGGCUGGGUCUGCCUAUGGAGCAGGAUGAGGUCUCGAGAGCUGGUACAUGUGAGGCUUGCAACAAAAUAUACAGUGGUACCUCAGGUUAAGUACUUAAUUCGUUCCGGAGGUCCGUUCUUAACCUGAAACUGUUCUUAACCUGAAGCACCACUUUAGUUAAUGGGGCCUCCCGCUGCCACCGCGCCGCCGGAGCACGAUUAUUGUUCUCAUCCUGAAGCAAAGUUCUUAACCUGAAGCACUAUUUCUGGGUUAGCGGAGUCUGUAACCUAAAGUGUAUGUAACCUGAAGUGUAUGUAACCUGAGGUACCGCUGUAGUAGGAUUGAGUGUUCCUGUUCAGGAUCCCAACCACUUUUGACCUCUUCUGUUCCCACUUCACAUGCAACUGGCCAGCAUUCUCUACCCGCUGAACAUAUUUGGGCUGCUUUGAGGGGGUUUCCCCCCCCCCCAAUAUAUAUAUAUACUGGCAAACCCUGGGGUUCUUCUGUAUGUUUAUGUGUGAAUGGUGUUAUUUUGACUACGCACGGUGUGCUCCUCGUGUAAUAAAAGAAGCAUAGCUGAGAAGAGAUCCAUUUUAACACCAGCUUCUCCCCUACUUUCUCUGUGCAUGGAGUGGUCUUCUAUGGAAAAGCUUUCAAAAACGUUCCUUCCCCUCUUGCUUAGAGUCGGUCUGCUCUACUGCCCCCGUUCUGCUGCAGGUGUCGAGCACAUCUCAAAGAGAGUCUUGGAGGAAGGUCCCUUCUGGACCCAGUUUCCUUCCCCUGCUAUCAGCCGCCACAGCCAACAGCUAUCUCUCUCUCACCCUUUUCUUCCCACCCGCCGGCACGCCUCACCCUUGGUCUUUCUAGGAGAACUGGAAUCUUUCUUCCCCUGAGUCUUUCCUACUUCCUUCCUGUGACCUCGGCACAAUGCCCUGCUUUUCUAAGUCUCCCUCCUCCCAGCCCUAUUUUGCUUCAUAAAUUGCAUGGAGCAUUGUUAUAGCAACAGUUGUUGCACAUUGGGGCAGCUAUUGUUCCCAAUUUGUGUGUGUCAGGGAGGGGGAGAUUUCGAAACUAACAUGGCUAUGACCAUUAACUUGAUGUGCUGGCUAACUUUAAGACUUUGGAAGCAUUUUUUUGUAUAUAAAAAAAUAAGUUACUACAUGUUGUUUGCUUUGUAAGAUUCUCACAAAAAGCCAAGGUGACAGCCUAUUUAAAUAGCUGGGAUACCUUAGUCGGUAGAGCAUAAGAGACUUAAUCUCAGGGUUGUGGGUUCAAGACCCAGGUUGGGCAAAAUAUUUCUGCAUUGCAGGGGGUUGGACUAGAUGACCCUUGCUGUCCCUUCCAAUUCUACAGUUCUAUGAGUCUAUGAACUGAGUGAGGCCUUAGCAUGAAAUCUACCAGCUUCUACACAAUCCUGAGAGACUUGGCUUUUAUUUUAAACAAAACAAAAGCAAGUUUGUAGCCCCCACAGCCCGUGUAUGAAUGAGAAAAUACAGAUGGCUAAGUUUUCAGCUCUCAUGGCCAGGGUGUGACCCACAAGACCCUUUUAGCUGAUCACCAAUGCUUAAGCAAACUGUGUGACAUUUUAAUUCUGAGUUUCUGCAGAACGACCUUGGCUCUGCCUCUACACACUUGUUCCACGGCUAUGAGGGCCCUUAUUGUUAGAUGUUGAUAACUUUAUCACAGAGCCUGACCGCAUCUGAAGGGAUCCGAUUGUGCCACAAAAUAUACUCCCAGCCCACAGACAUGUUUCUUGAGAAUAGAUGGCAGAUCCCCUGAUACUGAAGCUGCCUUUCCCUGGUUUCAAAACCAAAGAGUGUUGGGGGUUUUUUCAGUGAGACUUCAUGUAUUGCAACAGUUGUUUGUUCUCACUGCACCUUCCUUUUUCUGUGCUGGAAAAAUCCCAUUUGCCCUGCUUAAAUGAAACAUGGUUGUCUAGGGAUUUUAAACACUGUCAGCUCCGCAUUAAGGUUGGUUAUUUAAUGCAAUAUCUAUCCAGACUUCUUAGUCUAAGAAAUGAUAGGUCAUAGAGACUAUCUCAAUUUCUGGCAAUAUACUUGUAUGCAGAACCUUGUAGCCACUACCCUGAUUUCAAAAGUGUAAAGUGUAAAUUGAGCAAGAUUUUAAGCCAAUUUGCAUAAUUCCAGUGUUUUAAAAAAACCACCACUACCACUUAAUGUGCUCUUCUUCAUCAUAUUGUCACAGUUUGCUGGUUGCUAAGGGACGACCCGUGGUCUUGUGUCAUUCACUUUGAAGGGUUGCUGUUACUUUGCUGAUUGCUCGAUUGCAGGUUGUUGCUAUGGCACUGGUUGCUCAGUGGGUUUUGUGGUGUGGCAUCUGCUGCCAUGGCAUCCUUUGCAUCUUAGGAGGAGCUUCAUUAGCAUGGUAGGAAGGAGCUACUCUGCCAGUGGUGGCAGCCCAUUGUCUGACAUGGUUUGGUAGUGGCUGAUUGGUUGCCACGAUACUGGUGGCUGUUGCAUGAUCUGGCAGUGCCCUUUGCUCCCAGCAUCUGUUGUUGUGGUUUAGCUAAUUCAAUACAGUGGAAUGGUUUGUUGGUGGUUCUGGUGCCUCAGGAAAGUCUCUGGGCUCAGGCUUUGACUUGUGCUUGGGGUCUAGGAGUGAAGCAGUUUGGGGUCACUUCAGCCCUACAUGAAUUUCUGAGUUACUUACCUUUUCCUCUAAUUAUGGUUGGAUCACUUCCUGCUCAGAUUAAGCUCUACUUGGCCAAAGGCUUAAGGGCAAAAAAACUGUGUUAUGGGCACCAGCAACACCCUUUCCCCUAAUGCCCCACAUAUCUGCUCCCAGGUCUCACAUUCAGGUCUGGAAAGAGAUUAAAAGUGUAUUCAGCUGGAUGAUGACCAGGAACUCUGCAUGUUGGGGAUGUCACAAGGUGGGGCCAAUGUUUCUGUUAUGUACUGAAGUUCUCACCCUGGGCCAGCAGGGGGAUACUGUAGAUAGUUAUGCAAAUAAGGGAUCGAAAGUGACGUUCAGUGAUUGGAUAGUUUUAGAAAGUUGUUACAGUAACGUUGUACUGGAGCUCUAUAUAAGCAGGCUGACUGAACCCUUCAGUUCAGUUCUGUCCUGGCCUGUGAAUAAACAAGAGCUGUUUGAAGAAUCGCUGUGUCGUCUGAUAUGUUCACCCACAACUUAACAGUUUCUUCCACCCAUACACAGUCUGGGCCCUUAUGAGUUUGACUCAAGUGCCUGAACAGGACUUCAGACUUACAGCUAUCCUGUUGAAGAGGAACCUGUUAAGAUGGCCUGCUUUCAGAGGCUGUUGGAUUCCUGAUAGGCCUUGGGCAGUUUGGGGCUAGUGUUUCUGUCAAUGCUUUGCUCUGUGGAACAUGAAGGUGACUCAGACAGGUGAAAUCAUCACUCCCGCUAGAAAGAGUCCAUUUGCUCCUUGGUUUACUGCACUGGCUAGCAUGGUGUUGGCAGCAGUGAAUCCAACCAAACGCAGGUAACUGUUCAUGAUUGCCAUUAUUGACACAGUAGAUUCAGUGAAGGAACAACACUUCCCCCUCACAAUGCCAUCCACUGGAGGGUAUGUGACCUUCUCCAUCUGAGCCCAUAUCCAGGUGUUAAAGACUCCCCAGAGGCCAGCUGCGACUUAUUUGCUAAUCAUUUCAAAGGCAGAAUUGCCCAUAUCUGCACGGACUGGAAUGCCUCCUUUACUGCCGUCUCUGUGAUCAUGUUCAGAACACCACUGAGUCACAUUUUGUCGCUGAGGCCUGAGGCCAUUGACAGGCUGCUCUGAGGGAUGGGGGCAGCCUACUGCCUGGAUGCUCAAUCCUUGCCCUUCCUGGCUCAUUACAUCUGCCUGGGGUAGUUUCAUCUGCUGGGUCUAGGGGCUAAAAAUGUCUCUUUCUGAGAGAAGACUACCUUUUAAAGAAAAUCAAGGUAUAACCAUUUUAAUGCAUUGCAGAGAGUUGGACUAGAUAACCCUUGGGGUUACUUCCAGCUUUACAGUUCUACGAUUCUAUGACCAUUCUUGAUAAAGGGCAUCCAAAGAUUCCCUCCUCCGCCGCCCGACAUUACAAACAUUCCAUUUUGGGGCAAGGUUCUUGAACUGAAACUCAGUCCAGACAGGAUGGAGCUACUAUGCAUGGCUUAUCUGACCAAGAAAGUGUGGUUCAGCCUGUUCUGGCUGCGGUUAAGGAUUAGAUCUGUAGUCUUGGUAUGCUAUUUGGACUGACGUUAUCUUUUGAUGGAGAACCCAGUGGCUUUCUCGGCUUCUAGAUCCUUUUUACCACCUUGGGUGGUACACCAGAUGUGAUUUCUCCUUGGUCGAGAUUUCAAGCUGCAGUUUAGUAUGCACUGAUAACAUCUCAUUUUGAUUAUUGUAUUUAGUGUGCUAUACGAGGAGCCCCCUUAGAAGCUUCAGGUGGUUUAAAAUAUUGAAGAUUGCUGCUGGGAAUUUGGGGUUUUGGUUGUCUCUCACCAGUUUUGAAAUCAACUGUGGUGGCUUCCUGUCUGCUUCUAGGCACGAUUCAAAGUUCUGGUUUUGACCUUCAAGUCUCUAAAUGACUUGGGUGACUCUGGAAGCCCAUUUUCAAGUGCUCCCUCCAUCUAAGGAGAGGUGGGAGGGGGAGCCAAGAUGGAACUUUCUCUCUGUUUGCACCCUGUCGUUGAAAUGUGUUCCCCAAGAGAGAUUUGCCUUGCACUGACUUGGUUUAUCUUCUCAGCACCAGGUGAAUACCAUUCCCUCCCCCCAGAUCUUUUUGCUACUGCUGUGUCCUGAUCUUAAAAGGUAAAGGGACCCCUGACCAUUAGGUCCAGUCAUGGCCAACUCUGGGGUUGCGGCGCUCAUCUCGCUUUAUUGGCUGAGGGAGCCGGUGUACAGCUUCUGGGUCAUGUGGCCAGCAUGACUAAGCCACUUCUGGCGAACCAGAGCAGCGCAUGGAAACGCCGUUUACCUUCCCGCUGCAGCGGUACCUAUUUAUCUACUUGCACUUUGACAUGCUUUCGAACUGCUACAUUGGCAGGAGGUCCUGAUCUUAUGUGGUUUUAAUAACUGUAUGUUAUGCUCUGCUGUUUUAAUAUUUUACGUAGAUAUUUCUCUAUUAUUAUUAUUAUUACUACUACUACUACUGCUACUGUUAUUCAUAUUUUAUUUUUAUCCGACCUUUUCUCCAAGGAACUCAAGUUGGUAUUGAUGGUUCUCUCCCUCCGCAUUUUAUCCCGGGUUUAGGUUGAGAGGUGGUGACUAGCCCAAGGUCAGCCAGUGGGUUUCAUGGCUGAGUGGGGAUUUGGUCUCCCAGGCACUCUAACCACUAUACCACAUUAGCAGUAUUUUGGUGAAGCAAUACUUAGCAGGAUUUUAAACAACUCUCCUCCCAACCCACCAGCUGAUUGACAGGUGUGUGGUUUGGGGGAUAUGACCCCAGAGCCCUAAUUGGACCCCCUCAUGGACCAAUGCACUGGAGAUUCCCCACCGCUGUCUUAAAUAAAUAAAUAAAUAAAUAAAUAUUGCAGGUACAGUGGUACCUCAGGUUACAUACGCUUCAGGUUACAUACCCUUCAGGUUACAGACUCCGCUUACCCAGAAAUAGUACCUCUGGUUAAGAACUUUGCUUCAGGAUAAGAACAGAAAUUGUGCUCCGGUGACGCGGUGGCAGCAGGAGGCCCCAUUAGCUAAAGUAGUGCUUCAGGUUAAGAACAGUUUCAGGUGAAGAACGGACCUCCGGAACGAAUUAAGUACUUAACCCGAGGUACCACUGUAUUUUAAGACUAAUAGCAUUCCCUCACAGUUGUUAGCCAUUUCUGCACUUUAGACAUUCACAGUAAAGAUUGCGUGAUUAUAUAUUAAUGUUCUAAAAAGAUCACAAGUUCUACAUUUUUUGUGCAUAUGUAUACAAUUUUCUUAAAAUCUGCUGGGAACACUUGAACAUUUGAAUGAUAUCCACACUGUGGAGAAGUCUUCUAGCAAAGAUCUGAUGGGCAUCCAUGCUUUUGACUUUCUGGUGUCUCUUGAAUACUGUUUUUAGGCCAACAGGCUUUUGCAGCUGUUUAAUUAGCCAGUCACUUGGAUGAUUUUUUGAAUUGCUUUUAAUGGCUCUUAAUAUUUUGUUGUUGCAAAGCACCCUGGUAUUUUAAGAUAAGGUGGUACAAAAAUACUUUUAUGAAUAAAUAUAAAUAUCUGUUUCCUCUCUGUGUCUCCCUCUCCUUUCUCAGGGUAUUGAUGAUUCCAGCAAAGACAAGUGAGUAUCUUGCCUCGCUCUUGGGACCCUAGCAGGGGGUAGGGAGGCUGUGCCAGUUAGAGCCCCUUACCUGUGUUGGGACAGUCUGGGAGCUGAUUCUGCAACGAGUGGCAAAAUGAAUGUGGGGGGAGGGACUUCACCGGCAAGGCUUGCUUUACUGCCACUUGAUGCCCCCACAACUAGUCAUAAAACUGGGACAUCUUUCUCUUGCAGCCGAAGCACGCAGGAGGCCCUGAACCCUGAAGAUGAAGUUGAUGAGUUUCUGGGCAGAGCCAUUGAUGCUCGAAGCAUUGACCAGUUGCGCAAGGACCAUGUCAAGCGCUUCCUGCUCACUUUCCAGAAGCCAGAGUUGGAGAAGAAGGUACCUUCCCAUUUGCUUCUGGAGUCUUCAGCUUUCAGUCUGGACAUGGAAAUCCCACACCUCUUUGUUCCAGUUCAGGCAGAACCACCCCCACUCCCCACUGGUAACUUCCCUUUCUCUUCUCCUUCCACCCUGCAGUAUUCCAAAAAGGUGGAUACCCGCUUUGGCGGCUACGUGGCUUGCACCGUGCUCGUCUUCUGCUUCAUUUGCUGCAUCCAGAUUGUCAUCUUCCCGCAGUGAGUGACACAUAUGCAAGAGUACGUUCGUCAUGUGCUCUUUCUGCAAACGUGGUACAUAUGCAUUCAUGCCCGUGUGUGUGCAUUCAUGUGCACACACAGUGAAGGCACACGCUUCACAGGAUCCCAGUAUGUGCAGUGGGUCUGCAUCCUACACCUCUCCAUUGCUGCAUAUGGUAGCCAUAGGCGAGGUAAGGUGGCAUGUACAGAUGCAUAAUAAUAAUAAUAAUAAUAAUUUAUUAUUUGUACCCCACCCAUCUGGCUGGGUUUCCCCAGCCACUCUGGGCAGCUUCCACAAAGACCAAAAAUACACUAAGAUGUCACACAUUAAAAACUUCCCUGAACAGGGCUGCCUUAAGAUGUCUUCUGAAUGUCAGGUAGUUGUUUGUCUCUUUGACAUCUGAUGGGAGGGCGUUCCACAGGGCAGGUGCCACUACCGAGAAGGCCCUCUGCCUGGUUCCCUGUAGCUUUUGCUUCUUGCAAUGAGGGAACCGCCAGAAGGCCCACGGCACUGGACCUCAGCAUCUGGGCAGAACGAUGGGGGUGGAGACGCUCCUUCAGGUAUACUGGGCCGAGGCCAUUUAGGGCUUUAAAGGUCAACACCAACACUUUGAAUUGUGCUCGGAAACAUACUGGUCCUAAGCACACCUAGUUCUCAUAAAGGCUUAUUAUGCACUACUUGCCAUCAUGUGCCACCAACAGAUGCACAGGAGCCUCAAGCCGCUGAUUCCCAAUCAAGGCACUGUGGAAGAAAUUGGGCCAGGGGAACCUCAAAGUCAUAGGAAGCUGCUUUCUACCAAUUCCAACUAUUGGCCCCUUCUUGCUCAUUAUUGUCAGCACCAGCUAGUGGAAGCUCUCCCAAGAUUUCAGACGGGAGUCUUUCUAAUCCCUGCCUGGAGACACCAGGGAUUGAGUCCAGGACAUCCUGCAUGCAAAGCAGGUGUCAUACCACUAAACCACAGUCCUUCUCUCAACUCCAUCUCCUUGUCCACAAGUGUGGCUGCUUGAACCAAUGGGUUUCAAUUUCCAAUUGGAUAACCCAAGAUAUCCCUCAUUUAUUUAGCAAAGUCUGCCAGGAUUCCAGUCAGUAAAAUUAUUUGCUGCCACAAAUGUUUUAGGGGAAGAGGAGGGAAGGAUUUCAGUUGCAGUUAUUAGGGAGCAUAGAUGUGCUGUCUGUCUGUGAGUAUAUUUACACUUUGAACCACGACACCCAAGUUCCCCCUCUCGCCCGUGUUACACACCUGAUGCAGAAGGGGUUGGCAAAUGCCACAUGACAACAUUGUGAGAAAAGGUGAUAUGCUAGACUGAUUAAAUGUCUAAUUGGGGGAUAUCACUGAGCAAAGGAGGGGUAAAUGGGGAAGUGGGGAGACCACUGUGAGUAAAUGGGAAAGUGGGGAGAGAGAGUCUGUGGUUGUGGAGGUUUUUGCUUUCAGUCUGAUUCUUAAGCAAAAAGAGGCAGAGAAGUGACUUACCAACAAAGCCAAACUGGUCUUGGGAGUCAGGGGUCACCACAAGUGGAAAACCCACACAAUACAAUAUUUUUUAAAAAAAAUAAAUUUAACAUUCUGUCUUGCAACAAUAUGCACAAUAUUGUUAACUUACACAGUACUUCUGCCUUCCCCGCACCAGGGGCCUGGAUCUUUUUGGGACCACAAUUCUAUCAUCCCUGACCAUUGGCCAUACUGACAGGGACUGAUGGGAGUUGGAGUCCACCAACAUUUGAUGAGUGGUGGAAAGCCACACGCGUUAUGGUGUUCUCCUGACUGGUGGGGCUGAUUCUGCCUUGUCUCCCCGCAGCUCCCCUCUGAUGCUUGGCGCCUACAUCAGCAUCUUUGUCAUCCUGGCCACCAUCCUUUUUGUCUGUGCCAUCUACUCCUGCCUUGGCGUAAGUGAUUUUCUCUUCAUUGGGACCCCAUGUCUUUGUGACUCCUGACUAUCCCAAGGACUCCCUGACCUUCCCUCUGCCAGCCCUUGGACCCCACCUGGGAACACCCCUUAUGCCUUUUGAGGGUGCAGUGUGUGGGUUCAGUUUGGUUCCAUGUGCAGCUCCUGGGUUUUUGCCACAGUGUCACCCCCCUGCCCCUUAAGCCCUUGAUAUGCUGGGCUGAGCAGACAGGCCUGCUGUCCUGGUGUCAGGCUUCUGUCCAUUUAAGGGUGAGGAAAGGCAAAGCAAGUCAGCAGCCAGGAGGAGAAGGGUCCCUUAGCUGCUCAGGCCAAUGAACAAGCUGGGUCUGGAAGGUUUUACAUGGAUCUGAGAGUAUCUUCUGACCACCUCUGGCCUACUGUAGCUAAGAGGCUUUCUGGCUAAUCUCCCUGCAGUUUCCUCCUCAGACCAGUCAGAACACAGGAAGCUAACUUCUGUACCAAGCCAGACUAUUUGUUCUCCUGGUGCUGCCCUGGCUGGCAACUGCUCCCUAUGUUCCCUAAGGUCUCUCAAACCUGCUCUGUUCAACUGGUCAUACCAGGGAGUGGGCCUGGGACCUUCUCCAUACCAAGCAGGAGCUCUGCCGCUGAGUGUGCAAGCUAAAUCCCCACCUGUUAUCGCCUGGGUUCAGAACGUGCUGUGGGUUUGAAUGCUAACACCUGAUUCUGGUGUAACCAGGCUGGUGUGGAUGAGGGGGCAGUCAAGGCUUGUUCUAGCCUCUUGGGCAUAAUGGGGUGUGUGGUGGUGGCCCCCCCAUCUCAUACGACCUCUUGUGACUCCCUACAGCCUUUUCCAGCCGCCUUGCAGCGUGUCUCCCGCAAGAUUAUCCAGUCCCGAAUGAACAGCACGAUUACUGGUGUUGCUGCCAUCCUGCUGGUCUUCAUCUCUGCUUUUGUCAACAUGGUAUGAGGGUUGGGAGGGGUGGGCAGGUCUUGCAGUGAGGCCUUGACUGGUGUGGGGACAGUUGAGAACCAAGGCGAUAUGGGAGUCAGGAAAGAGCACAAAGGAUGCUCUAGGCUGGAGAUACACACGAGAGGGGGGGGGGGACUAAAGUGGUUUGAGGGAGUUAUGCACACGCUCCUCAUGUCCUGCUGUUUCCCCGGAUCAAGCAGGUGUUUGGAACAGUACAAAAUUGUAUUUACCAGUGGGCAAAAGUGGGAAGAAAGUAUACAUUAUGAGCAGCAGUCCCACUUCCAACCCUCUCCGAACCUUCAACUCUCCGAAGAACCCUUUGUCUGUCUCCGGCCCCAGAGCCCAGGCAUUGGCUCUCCAUUAUCCUGGUUGCCAUAAGUCUCUGGCAUUGGGUGGGAUCGGACAAGCCCAGAGCAAACAAGAGCAGCAUUGAGUUCCCUGUCAGCCCUACAUAGUCGGCCAUUUUUCCCCCCUCAACCCAGUUUGCUUGCAGCCGGCUCCGCCUCCAAGACUGCGCUGCCGGGUUUCUCAACAUUACUCCAGCCGCCGUGGGGCCCUGCCACCUACAUGCCCUCAACUACUCAUUGGCAUCAGACACUCUGCCCUGCCAGGGAAAUGGCGCUUCUAGCUGCAGCUUCCCUGAGGUACGUGUAUUUCAGAAAGAUCGGGGCGGGGGGUUGCAUGAGGUGUGAAGAGUUGUGGGUGGGACUUGGGGGUUCAGUCACUGGGCCUGGGGUCAGCAUUUACCUCUAAGUCCAAGGAUGGUCUCUCCUCCCUUCCUUUACAUCCUUGCUCCCACAGAGUGCCUUGAUAUCUUGUGGGUUUGUGGCCCUGACCGGGCCUUGAAGGUUGCUCAAGUACAGUGGUGCCUCGCAAGACGAAAUUAGUCCGUUCCGUGAGUCUCUUCGUCUUGCGGUUUUUUCGUCUUGCGAAGCACGGCUAUUAGCGGCUUAGUGGCUAUUAACGGCUUAGCGGCUUUAAGAAAAAGGAAACAAACUCGCAAGAACUCGCAAGACGUUUCAUCUUGCGAAGCAAGCCCAUAGGGAAAUUCGUCUUGCGGAACGACUCAAAAAACGGAAAAUUCUUUCGUCUUGCGCGUUUUUCGUCUUGCGAGGCAUUCGUCUUGCGAGGUACCACUGUAUGAAAUCGGAGGUGGGUGGCAUAUCUGUGAAGACAGGAGGAGAAUGUAACACAAAAGGAUCCUGCUGGAUCAGACCAAAGGUCAAUUGACUAUCCUGUUUCAUGCAACUCAGGUGCCUGUGGGAACUCCACAAGCAAGGCACGAGGGCGAUGAUCUACCCCGGUUGCUUGUCUGUGGAUAGUGGCUGUUGGUAGAACCAUUCUCUGUGAACUUAUCUAAUCUCUCUUUUAAAAAAAACCUUGUGGCAGCAAACACUGUCCAAAUUAAGAGUGGGGAGAAGGAGAGGUCACACUUGUCUCAAGAGAAUGAGUGUGGGCUUUGGGGAGCACGUCUAGUUGUUGUAAGGGGCGUCCUGACAUCUCUAUCCUUUCCUCCCUGCAGUACUUCACUUACUCGGUGUUGCUGAGUCUACUGGCUUCCUCUGUUUUCCUGCACAUCAAUAGCCUUGGGAAGCUGGCGUUGCUGAUAGGGAUGGAGGUGGUGUACCUGGCCGUGGCCGAGGGCCCCCAGGGGGUGUUGUUCAACAACUACGACCUGCUGGUGGCAGCUAAUGCCCUGUAAGAAUCCCCCCUCCCCUCUGGGACUGGAAAAAUCUCAAACCUUCAGCCCUGGGCCCUGAAGUUGUCUGGGUGAUUUAAAGUGGGGAGGGUCUUCCAGCUUUCACCCUGCGUUUGUUUUCUUCCAUGUUGCCCUCAAAUUUAACUUUUCCAAACAGCCACAAGUAACCGAGAGAAAAUGGGCCCAGCUACAAACCACCACAAUAGCAAAUAACAUCAGAAACAAAGAUGAUAUAGCACUGUCACUUUACACCAGAGGUGGUGGUUAUGUGGCCCUUCAGAUAUCAGCUGAAUUGUGGAUUCCCAAAGGUUCUCAUUCAUGCAUUAUCUCAUGAGAGGGUCUUUUUAUUCCUUUGGCACUUUUCCCACUUAAAAACAAAAACCCAGCCAGCUCACAACAUAGAAAAUCCAUAAUUGGCACUGGAAGAUAAAACAAUAUGCUCUACAAUAAUUGACAGACUUAUUCCAUUUUAACAUAUGUUGUCUACAAUUACAAUCCUUAGAUGUUAUAUAAUAAGUUCAUUUUGCCGCUACUGCAUAAUCCCGUAUCUUAUUAUGCAGUUCUUUAAUCGUCGGGAGCUGUAACCAUUCUCCUUUUAGCUACAUGUAAGAUCGUAGCAGCUGCUAGCAAGUAAUAAAUCAUAUCCUUAUGUUCUUCCUUCACUGACCCUUCUGAAUAAUCCAGCAAGAAUAUGACCGGAUGCAGUGGGACUUUGUAUCCAAAAAUUCUUUCGGAAUGAACUUGAACCCAUUCUUCCUGAAUAUUUCUUGACUUGUUCAUAUUUCUACCAUGUGUGGAAAAAUAAGCCAGCAAGCCAUCACUGGGCAAACUGCUUCUGUAUUUUCUGUGCCCACCUCCCCCCACCUUGGGUGCCCACAUCUUUUUCCCCACCCAGGGAGAGGAGAGAGCAGCUUCCUCAGGAGGGGGGAGUUUUAAAGCAGAAAAAUCUAUUUCUGGGUGAAAGGAGUAAGAACAUCCCUUCCUCUGAGAAAAUAAUUUGCUUCAAAUUAUAUACGGAAGCUGCUCUAUUAGCUAAGAAGUGAAAGAAAGGAAAAAACUGUAACUUAAUGUUGCAUAUUUUUAUUAAACAAAAUUUAUAUACCUCUGGAUUGUAAUAAAACUUGGAAGUGGUUUACAAAAAAUAAACCAGGCAUAGGCAAACAUGAUUUGUAAACAACUAAAUUUGGGGAGCAGAGAAAAAGGAAACCGCGCUGAGUCUGCGGUGUUCUAUAAAGCUCCAGAAACCUCUUAAUUGUGAUCCAUUCUAUGUGGACAUGGGUGUUAAACUAAGGAGGAGGCUACUUAGUCUCUUCCCAUUGCAAGAUACUUGGGUCAGAAUUCAGGUGCAUCAUCUACUACCAGAAUCUUCAUUGUCUCCCAGCCCAUUUCCCCACUUCUAAGCCGCCCUCAAUCUCAUUUGCCUUGCAUUGUGGGAGGUGGUUUGGGGUGUUGGUAUUGGGUGACUUGGGCCUCUCUCUAUAAAAAUUAUUCUCUCCCCCUUCUCACAACAGGCCAGCCUUCAAUGAAACCCAGAGUAGUCAAGAUUGGUGAGUUGGAAGCCAAUUUUGGUGUGGUUGUGGGGAAUGGAGGGUUGUGGUUAUAAAGGCUACCUAGAGGUUUGGUGGUGCUGUGGGUUAAACCACAGAGCCUAGGACUUGCCGAUCAGAAGGUUGGCAGUUCAAAUCCCCGUGACGGGGUGAGCUCCUGUUGCUCGGUCCCAGCUCCUGCCAACCUAGCACUUUGAAAGCACGUCAAAAUGCAAGUAGAUAAAUAGGUACCACUCCAGCGGGAAGGUAAACGGCAUUUUCGUGCGCUGCUCUGGUUUGCCAGAAGCGGCUUAGUCAUGCUGGCCACAUGACCCAGAAGCUGUACGCCUGCUCCCUUGGCCAAUAAAGCGAGAUGAGCCCUGCAACCCCAGAGUCGGUCACGACUGGACCUAAUGGUCAGGGGUCCCUUUACCUUUACCUUAGAGGUUUGGUGAAGGUGUUACCAAAGCUUUGGAAAAAUUAAGUGUACAGCAAGGGGGUACAGGUGACAUCUCCAGAUGUUGUUGGACUACAACUCCCACCUUUCCUGACAAUAAGCCAUACUGAUGGGAGUUGCAGUCCAACAAUAUCUGGAGGGUACUAGUUUGGGGAAAACUGUCCCAAGGCUGUUUUUUAGGGUUUGGGAGAAUGGUAGAUUCUGGUUUUUAGAAGUCUUUUGGAUUUGCAAGCAUCAGAUUGUGCUGUUUUGAUUAUAUAUUGUGAUGCUAUAUCAGUAACAAUGUGACAGAAGCACUAUAUAGGUACCUGCCCUGAGGAGCUUACUGUCCAAGUUUAGAGGGGAGGGGAGAGAACCUAGCAAUGGUGAAGCAAUGAUAGCAAGGGACAAAUAUACCGGUAAGGAAAUGCAGUUACAGUGGUACCUCUGGUUACGUACUUAAUUCGUUCCGGAGGUUCGUUCUUAACCUGAAACUGUUCUUAACCUGAAGCACCACUUUAGCUAAUGGGGCUUCCCGCUGCCACUGAGCUGCUGCCGUGCAAUUUCUGUUCUCAUCCUGAAGCAAAGUUCUUAACCCGAGGUACUAUUUCUGGGUGAGCGGAGUCUGUAACCUGAAGCGUAUGUAACCCGAGGUACCACUGUAUAUGUAGUUAGGUUUAAGUGAUAUAUAUACAUAAAUCGUUGAGGUGAAAUGAAAUUUAAGCAAAUUAUAUAUGGAUUUUGUGUACCACUUAAUAUAACAAUCUCUGAGUGAUUUGAAUGAAAAUGCAUUAUUCGGUGAAAGGUUUUAUCCAACUUAUACUUGGAGUAGACCCAUUGAAAUUAAUGGACCCAAGGUAGUCAAGUCUGCUCCGAGUAGGAAUAACUUGGCUACAACCCAAAGCUUCCUAAGGAAAGCUAAAUAAAAACAAGACGUAACUGCGUACCACAAAUAAAAAAAAAUUAAAACUGGAGUCACAAAUAACAGCUUUUAUUUCAGCUUGGGAUGGCAGCUAAAGGGAAAUGCCAAAUGCUUUGUGGAAGCGAUGGACUUUAUGGAGUAACAACGGUGGUUUAAUUUUUCCUCAUUUUCAUUUAUAUUCCACCUUCUGCAUGUAGCACCCAAGCCAGAUAGCAAGCAUGUAAUGACAGUGCAUUUGGGUUGUCCCCUUGGUGUCAUGGCAGGAAGGUACGCCAAGCAUAAGGGACAGAGAGGGAGAAUGGGCUGAGUUUGGUUUUUAAAGAGCAGGGGGCUUCCCUAGGCUGGGGGAGGAAGCAGAGCAAAGGGGUUGUGUCAGGGCUGUAUUGGGCACAGGAGCGCAGAAAGAUAACAGCUUGCCUUUACUCUCUUUUCUCCUAGUUCUGCCGAGGGGAAAGUGGCCCUACAGUACAUGACACCUGUCAUCUUGCUGCUCUUUGCUUUGGCACUCUAUCUGCAUGCCCAGCAGGUGGAGUCUACGGCCCGGCUGGACUUUCUCUGGAAACAACAGGUAGUGGAGGGUGUGAGGUUUCUGCCAAGGCUGGGAUGACUCUGGAGAUCUCCUGGUGCCAGUGAAUUCCAAAGGAUGCUGUUAGUUCUUGCUGUUUACUCAGCUCUUUGGCAUGCCUUCUUUAAUUGGCUCUGAACUACUUAGUUUGGUGCUUUUAUAAAUUCAAAGUUAUUUUAAGGGGCAUUUGCUUUAUUUUUGUUUGAUUGACUGGGAUGCUCCCUCUGAGGGUGUGAGAGUCAAGCCUAUGGGUGGCUGUGUCCAGAGACCCUUCUACCCCAGAGUGAGAGGAAGAACUUGAUCUCCCCAGGGGAGAUAGCGGGAGAAGGUGUUUGUAUAGCCCCGAAGGUGAGAGAUGGAGAUGAAAUGAUUGGGGGAGGAUUGGCUUUCUCCUGUUGGAUUCAUAUGUGAUUAUGGGUUGUUGAGGGUUUCACUGGAGUGAGAAUUGAGAGGAUGGAAUGAUGUGAUGGGUGUAAUGACAGCAUGGUUCUUGAAUUCCUGAAUUGUAUUAUUUCGUGUGAGGAUCCUUUUAUGUAAUAUUAAUGUGAUUAUAUAAAAUGCACACACACACUGUUGUAUUUUGUUGUGUAUUUUGUUGUAUUUUUGUGUUGAAUGAUGAUGUAAAUGUCUCUGAGAUUCAUCGAAACAUAAAGCAUAUAUAAGUUAAAUAAAUAAAUGGUAGGAAGGAGAGUGACUGGUACGGCGUCUCUUGACUAGGGGUGUAAGCUUCUGUGGUUUAAGAUUAUGGCUACUGACAGUGCAACAGGUGAGGAAACCUGAAGCUGAAGAGUGGAUUGAGCAAGAUCUUUUGUUAGUAGUGGUGAGUUUUUGUCCCAAACAUUGCUCUUUCCCCCUCUCUGUGACUAGCAGGAAAGACUAAAUUAUGCAGAUAUGUGCAGUCCUGUUGGAUGUACAGAACUUCUACAGGUUGCAGAAUUUGUGUGUGGUGCAGGCUGGGCAAAACUGUGGCCCUCCAGAUGUUGGGACUCCCAACUCUUGUCAUCCCUGACCACCAGCCUUGUUUGCUAAGGCUGCUGGGAGUUGGAAUCCCAAGAACAUCUGGAGGGCCAGUACCUUCAACAGCGGAAGUUCAAAAGGCUUCAUGAAAUUGCACGUCUUGGAGAAUUGGUACCCUCCUCAUUUCGUUCCUGUGUGACUCUCCCAGGCUACAGGUGAGAAAGAGGAGAUGGAGGAGCUUCAGGCCUACAACCGUCGGCUGUUGCACAACAUCUUGCCCAAAGAUGUGGCCGCUCACUUCCUGGCCCGCGAGCGCCUCAACGACGAGUUGUACCACCAGUCGUGUGAAUGUGUCGCCGUCAUGUUUGCCUCGAUCAGUAACUUCUCAGAGUUCUACGUGGAGCUGGAAGCCAACAAUGAAGGCGUUGAAUGUCUGCGGCUACUCAAUGAGAUAAUUGCUGACUUCGAUGAGGUAACCGCGUGUCUUUUGCCUGCAUUGGGUUGGAAAAAGGGAGGUACCAAAGACUGGCAGAGGUUGAAAGAUGAGUAGGUUCCCCCUCCUCCCCAAAACAAAGAUGCUGGAGGAGGACAUGUUUCAGUUUUGAAAGUGCCACGUGAAUGAAUAUUUGAUAUUUGUUAGUCUUCCUUACUGUUUUGUGGUUUAGUAUUGUUUUUAUUGUGAAUUACACAGGGAGCGUCACCAUAGUCUUUUCUGUGCUGCAUAGGGCCUCUAGGGGUCUUAAUCCGGAUCUGGCUCUGUGCCCACUAGGGGGCCCUGUGCCAGGGUGAGGUUGGUGCUCUCUGCAUGGCAUUCUUCCGAGAAAGGCUCUCACCUAGUGCCGGGCAUUUGCACGAGUACAGAGCAGAAAUAGGAGAGACUUUUGAGAACCAAGGCAAAAUCUCUGCCGUUCAGGAGAAGUGCGGCAGUGGCCAUGGAAGGUUUUAAAACAGUAGAAAUAUAUUUUAAAAUUUUAAAAAAUUGUCCAGUAACACCUUAGAGACCAACUAAGUUUGUUCUUGGUAUGAGCUUUCAUGUGCAUGCACACUUCUUCAGAUACACUGAACAUAGCUGUCAACUUUUCCCUUUUCUUGCGAGGAAUCCUAUUCGGAAUAAGGGAAUUUCCCUUAAAAAAAGGGAAACGUUGACAGCUGUGAGACUGAAAGAGAAGUCACCAGACCUUUAUAUACAGUGAGAGGGUGGGGAGGGGUAUUACUCAGAAGGGUGGUGGGAAUGGGUGAUUGGCUGAUAGGUGUGGUAAACCUGUUGACGACUGUUAACAACUGCAAUUGGUCUUACAGGAAAAAGCAAGGGAUGAGAUAACUUUAUCAGGUAUAAUGAGAUAAGAAUCCAAUGUCUCUAUUCAGACCAGGUCUCUCCAUGGUUUUAAGUUUGGUAAUAAGUUGUAAUUCAGCAACUUCUCUUUCCAGUCUAUUUCUGAAAUUCUUUUGUAAUAUGACAGCUACUUUGAGAUCUUGUAUAGAAUGUCCUGGGAUAUUGAAGUGUUCUACUGGUUUCUCUGUCUUGUGAUUCCUGAUGUCAGAUUUAUGUCCAUUUAUCCUUUGGCGUAGGGUUUGGCCUGUUUGUCCAAUAUAGAGAGCUGAAGGGCACUGUUGGCAUUUGAUAGCAUACACAAUGUUAGAAGAUGAGCAUUUAAAUAGUCCUGAGAUGGUAUGUUUGAUGUUGUUAGGUCCAGUGAUGGUGUUGUCUGGGUGUAUGUGGCAGCAAAGUUGGCAUCUGGGUUUAUUGCAGGCUCUGGUACCAGUGUCCAUGUUAAGUCUGCUUGCUGUAUUAUUGUGGGUGAGGAGUUGUUUAAGAUUGGGUGGCUGUCUGUAGGCAAUGAAAAGUCUUCCUCCCAGAGCUUGGGAAAGAGAACUGUCGUUGUCUAGGAGAGGUUGUAACUCUCUGAUGAUGCGUUGAACUGUUUUAACUUGGGAGCUGUAUGUGUUUUAAAACAGAUGUGCAAUUUUGAUGAAAGGAGACUCUCUCAGCAUUCGUAGAAAUUACCUUCCAUUGCUUCUUUCUGUAGAUUAUCAGUGAUGAGCCAUUCAGGCAGCUGGAGAAGAUAAAGACGAUUGGCAGUACCUAUAUGGCGGCUUCAGGGCUGAAUGACAGCACGUAUGACCGCGAGGGGCGCUCCCAUAUUACAGCGCUGGCAGACUAUGCGAUGCGGCUCAUGGAGCAGAUGAAAUAUAUCAAUGAACACUCAUUCAAUAACUUCCAAAUGAAAAUUGGUCAGUGGAGCCUGGGAAGGGUGGGCGGGUGUUCCACAUUGGGGGGAGAGAUUGGGUGUCCUUAAGGCAAGUGGCUUGGCUGCUCAGUUUUGACUGAUUUUCCUUUUCUGCAUCCCUUCUUCCCUUCCCAUUUCUUCCAUAGGGCUAAAUAUUGGGCCAGUAGUGGCUGGGGUGAUUGGCGCCCGAAAGCCACAGUAUGACAUUUGGGGCAACACGGUGAAUGUCUCUAGCCGUAUGGACAGCACUGGUGUCCCUGACCGUAUUCAGGUGAGAGCGGCAAUGGCAUGACCUGUUUUGACUAUGGUUAAGGUUGCUGGCAGGCCCAUGUAGAGGUCGAGGGUGCAACCUGGUACGCUUGCCUCCAGCCAGGGACCCCGCCAGGGGGCCUGCCUGACUUACACUGUCAUGCGAAGAACAAGACCCCCAUCGCAGGCCUCAUGGUUGCCAGGAUUUAACCUUGGAAGUCUACUUCCUUAGGAGAGGUUCAAUAGGUCUGUAAUAAUAUAAUCUAUGCCGAGCGGCUUAGUCACAGGAGUUCUAACAAAAAAAGUAUAUAGCCCAUGCAAAGUUAAAACAGUUAAAAAUCAACAAAACAGCAAACCUUACAAAACAAGCAGCAACAUUGAACAGCAAGAUUCACUCCACACUAGCACCCAUCGUUUCUGCAUCUAAAAGCCCUACUAAAAAGAGAUGAUGUUUUGGGGUUGGUUUGUUAAAAGUUGGAAGGGAGUAGUGUCCAAACAAGCCUUCUUCCUUAAGAAAGAGUUCCCACCUGAUCUGAUAGCUGAGCUUCAAAUGUAAGGACACCCUAACUAGGACCAUCUUGAAGAUUCUCCUUAAGGACAAGGGACAAAUGUUUAGAAGGAGGCAAACCCAUCUAUCCUGCUCCUGGGGUCAUUUGAACCUUAAGAACACGGUGCCAGCACUUUGAACAGCUGCUGAAUUUCUGGGUAGCAAUUUAAGAAUAAAAACGAUUUCUUUUCCGUCAAGGAUGGCAGCCCUGCUGUUGAUAGCUAGCAUUUUCUCAAGGUGGGGGCAGCUGUGACACAGCCCACAAAGAGAUGGUGGGAUAUUUUUAAGACCCAGCAGCUGGAACACCUGGAUUGGAGUGAGGAUUGUUGCUGACUCAUUCCUGUGCCACCAUCACCAUUGAUUGAUUGAUUGAUUGAUUGAUUGAUUGAUUGCCAAUUGUUGGGAGUCAUUUCUGGUGGAGGAAAAGCUUUCCACCCACCGCUUUGAAAUUGUUACUUGCUGCCAGUUUUUCCUGGCAAAUGUUUUUUUGGGGGGGGGACUAUUGGGGCUGGUGGGAAAAGCUGGAUAUUCUGUCCAGAGGAGACUUCAGUGAGAAGAGCAGCAAUUCAGGCUUUGUAGUGAGCUGCCUCAGAGACCAUGGGAGUGGGAGUGGCGGGAUAUCCACAUUUCUAUUAAAUAAUAUUACGGGAGUAUUGUGUCAGUAAGGCUCCCUCUGCUGACCACUUCUGAAUAGUUCUGGUUACUAUAUGAGAGUAAGAACUCAUUUUCCAGACCAAGCCAAAAGUCCCACCUAGGCCAGCAUUCCCUUUGCAGCAUGGUCUACGAGACGCUUCCAGAGAUUCCAUGUGCAGCACCUAAAAGCAGCAGCACCCCCUUGUGGCCUCUGUGUGUAUAUUGCCUCAGGAUGUUCCACUUGUUGCCACUAAUAGUCACGGGUAGAUCCAUCCUCCAUGAAGCUACCUAAUCUAUUUUUACAGCCAUCCAAGUGGGUGGCCAUCACAGAAUCUUGAGAUAAUGAAUUCAUGGGGUUGUAUUCACCAAGGGAAAUAGUCUGAAGACAGGAUGAGUUAGUAUCAAUUGGCGGAGCCCUUGCUUGUAGACCUAGUGGCUAUACCAAAAGCAAGGCCACCUUCCUUUCUGAUACGAUACGAUACGAUACAAUAUCUUUAUUGUCAUUGUCCCUUGCGGAACAAUGAAAUUGGAAAACUACAUAAAACUACAUAAAAACUACAUAAAACUACAUAAAACUACAUAAAACUACAUAAAAACUACAUAAAACAUUCAAAACCCCUAAAAACUCUAAAACCCCAUUUUAAAAUACACUAUACUACAGAGACCCCUUAUGCUGCGUUUAGAACCAGAAUUGCAUUAGCGUAGAAACUGUUUUUCAGGCGGCUAGUCCUGGCCUUUAUAGCCCUAUACCUUCUUCCAGAAGGCAGAAGAGAUCAUUUCCGGGGUGCGUACUAUCAUGUGCUAUCUCUGCCGCCGCCUUAUGGCACCUGGCAGCAUAGAUUUGAUCUAAGGUGGGAAGAGUGCACCCAAUAAUUCUCUCUGCAGUCUUUACAACCCUGGAUAGCAUUGUUUUUUCCCUGGCCGUGCAGCUCCCAAACCACACGCACAGACCAUAAGUUAGUACGCUCUCCACAGUACAAUGGUAAAAUGCCAUCAACAGGUCCUUUGAGAGAUUGUUUUUCCAGAGGAUUCUCAGAAAUGGUCCUUCCCUGGGGACACAGAAAGCCUACUAAAGCCCUGAACCUCAAUACUUUGGGACUAGGUCUCUUGUAAGCCAAAUAACUGAAAUGGAGACAAAUGCUCAAAAAAAACCCCAAAUCCCAUGACUUAGGGUUUCCAUAUUUCAAAAAGUGAACAUCCGGACACAAAAGUUGUUGAGCUUUUCCUGGCAAAGUUGUUGAGCUUUUCAGGCCAUUUUUCAAUGGCCAAAUCCCAGCAAUGUCCAGGGAAUUCUUGAUGUAUGGCAACCCUACAUGACUUAUUAGCCCAAACUGAGAUAUUCCAUGACAGGUAUUUCAGAGGGCCUGCUAUGGUUUUUCUGGGUGAUUUAAACCCUGGAUGUUGUGGCAAAAGAUUUGUUUCUAUAGUAUCUCUAUGUCAGUUCCAGUGUAUUUGCUGGAUCAUUGCAUUGCUUAAAUGUGCACUAAUUAUGCCAGGCUUGGGCAGGGUGGGGGCUUCCUUGGCUUCCUUGCUGUCCUCAGUCACAAACUGCUUGCUGUCAAAAACAGCAGGAUUCACAUGUUUGGCUUUAUUCAGCAGUCUGGCUUUCCCCCUCUCACCAAGGCAGGGCAAGAAGGCAAUUUUUGCUGAUCGCAACUUCCCUCUGCAGCCUCCUUUUACCAUCCAAAUUUUGCUCCAGAGGAUUUGGGGACCCUUUGGAACAGUGCUGGGGGACGGGGAGCUAUGACUGCAGGAUAAAGGGGAGAAUUUGUGGAAAGUGCCUCCCACUCCCAUGUACAGAAUCCUCUUCUAGAGCAACAGGCUUUCUGUGAGCAGAGGGACAAAAUUGGAAACUCAUAAUUCCACCUGCCCAGAACUGCGUGUUCCCUUUCCUCCUAACACUUGUUGUUCCCCUUCUCUAGGUGACAACUGACCUAUAUCAGGUAUUGGCAGCCAAAGGUUAUCAGCUGGAGUGUCGCGGGGUCAUCAAGGUCAAGGGCAAAGGCGAGAUGACCACCUAUUUCCUGAAUGGAGGCCCGACCAGUUAGCAAGAAAAGAGCCUUUGCUUAACAAAGGGACCUAUUAAGCUGGGCUCAGUCAGGCACCAUGGGGUUGAUUGGUUCUCUGUCUUUCUCUCUUUGCUCUGGAUUUUGGAACACACCCUCCUAAAAAGGGAAAAACCCCUACAGCUUCUGAAAUGGGAUCCUUGAUAGUCUUGGAAACAGAAGAGAUGUCAGGGGGGGUCGCUUUACCCCAUACAAGACUUAUUUUUUAUUUAUUUGGAGCAAAGCCUAACUUGGAGUGCCUCCUUUUGGGCCCGUGUGGGUGCUAUUUUGGGGUAAAGUUUGUUGUGAACCUUCUGCCGCUCUUGGGAUCGACCAAAGGACCUGGUGAAGGGAGGUUGCAGUAGGGGUUAGAAGACCCCACCCUUGUCUAUCUGUGGAUCCAGAAAGCUGACAUUUUGAUUUUAUUGUUGAAGGGAGGCUAUACCCUUUUCUUUCUGCCCCGCCUCCACCCUGAAGCAUUGCUCAGAUGUUUUUUGAGCGGGGCUCCAUUUUUCUCAUGGCGCCAUUUUGCUGAGACUUUCCAGAAGCGCAGCGACGGCACUUUUCUCCUGGGGGAGGUGACUUUCCCCCAGUGCGUUUUGUUGGUCACAUCUCUCAGCAAACACCCACUCUGUCUUUUUGUUCCUGUGUGUGUGUGUGUGUCUUUCUCUCACACACAUAACACGCUGUCACAAACUCACUGUGAUGUUUCGGAAUAUCUCUCUCUCUCUCUCUCUCUCUCUCUCUGAGGGAUUGUCAUUUGGGGUACAGUUCUUAUUUGCCAAAUUGCUAUGUCUGGUUGGAAUGAAGGGGAGUGAUGACAAGCACUUGGGGUGCUUUGAGAGGGGGGAAAUGGGACGGUGGCUGGGGGUUGUGGUUUUGAUGCCAAAGAGACGGGAAGGAAACAGGCCUUCUUUCCCCUGCCUCCCCCGCCACUCCAUCUCCUGUAAUAGCCAGGGAAAGAGGUUUUGCUGCCCUGUGGAGAUGCAAACCUGCCUUAGGUGCCUGAAGUAAAGGGGACGGAUUGUUUUGUCUGCAGCCCUCCCCUUCCACCUUUCUGCAGAUGGGAGCUUCUUGCCUACUCACUUGGGACCCCAAAGUAGAAAUUAUUUAACAGGAGCUGGAAUUGGCAGACAGAGCAAGCUCCUUCCUUCUAGCCCACUCUCAUGGAUCUUUUGCUAUUAAGUGCCAUGUCUCUUCUCCACUCACCCCGCCCCCUGUUUUAUCCAUCUUUUAGGUUUGGUCAAGUUGGUUCUACUGACCUUGAUUCUGGGGGGUGUGAGGGUAUUUUCCCGUCUUUCUCAUACAUAUGAUAUAUGUAGCUCCACAAAAAUAAUAAUGUACCCGCCCCCCUUCUGCUCUUUAUCCCAGAUGUUGGAAGGCUUGAGGGUAGGUGGGUGUGCUUAUCCUAAGCAAAGUGGACUUCCACAAAUUUGGGGUCUGGCUGCCCUAGUGAAUGUUUGCUCUGGCCCUCCUGAUUGGCAGGAAACGCAGUAGAUGACAAAAUCAGCAAAGUGAGAGCUCUGUGUUAACUGCCAGAUUUAAGUUGGCGAGAACAUGGCACUGAGGUGGAAGAGGAGAAGAUCCUGGACUCCUUUUAUUUUUAUUAGCCUAGGUGGGUGGGAAAGGGGAUCUAUUUGCACCAAAGUACUAACUGGUCAUAGGAACUUCAGAAACCAUGUGUAAAAAAGAUUUGAAAGAGAGCUCACUGCUGAGUGGUGAAGGUGUGCUGAAAAGAAGUGUGUGACUGUUUGGUGUAGAAGGGCACGUCCAUGUGGUCAGUAGCUGGCACGGCUGGCCAAUGGCACAGUUAUUGAGCACUUGCUAUUUCCCAGAUCGAUGGGGUUGUGGCUGCCAUUUUGAAAUGCUCCAUCUACUUCUCUAGCCCCUGUAGGGGCACCUUGGAUAGUGCCUGCUUACAUUCUGCCUGUUUCCUCUAUAAUUUCCCCAUUUUAUGCAGCGGGUGCAAUUCCCCCUUUGGAGGAACCACCUUUGGCCUAUUUUCACUUGACCCUGUUCCAAGGUGUCUUUUAUCUGCAGCUGUGGACUGAAUUGGUUGCAAGCAUGUGUAUGGGUAUGUCCCACCCACUAGAUAUGAGAGGUCUUGUCCCUCUCAUAUCUGAUGUUGGCAAGUUACAGCCCCCCUUUCCACCUUUUGUUACAUAGGAUUCCAGUACUGAACCAGAUUCCUUGGAAACAAGGUUUAUUUUGCUCAACUCUUUGUCACAAGUGACACCUAAAUUGGGGAACAUCUAAGCCAUGGGGAAGCAAGGUAGCUUUGUGAAAUCUCUAUUCCAUUGAAGAGGAUGGAUAAAGCGGAAAACAACUAUUUUUAAUUGAAAAAAUGAGUCUUUUAAAGAAGAAGGGAAAGAAGUUGAAGAUUAUUCUUUUUUAGUUUACUUUAUGGUUUAAAAAGCUCUAAUAUUCCUUAAAAUUUUUUAAAAGAAAAGAUUAUUUUUAAUGGACAACUGUCAUGGUGCAUAGCCUAUGAGUUAUUUAUGCUUACCAUGGGGAAGACCAUGUAGGAGGAGAGAGUGAGCUUUAAAAAAAGACAAAACUAACUCAGAUCUCCCCACUCCCUCUAGGGCUACUGCGAAAAUGGCUCAGUUGUGUUCCUUGGGCGAGGUGUAUGAGCAGAGUGGGCAAUAUGGCACUUAUUUGGUACUUUUUUCUUUUUGUGUGUGUAUAUAUAAAUUAUAUAUUAAAGAUCACUUUCUAUUACAUUGUUUCCUUCUUUCUCUUCUCCCUUCCCAGUGCCAUAAACUUGAAUAUACCUACCUCUCUUCUUCCCUGGGCAACUUCCUCCCACCCCCAGUUGCUCAGUGCACAAAUACAUGGAAUAUAGGGAGAUGGAAACUUGUGAGAACUGUGAAUGUUAGAGCUAUCAUACAGUUAGGAAAUUCUAUUCUGCAAUCCUCAACACAAUUACCUGGGUGUAAGCCCCAUUGAACCCAGUGGGACUUGACCACUGAGCACACUUGCAUGAGAUUUCACUAUUGUACAAUUGAAUCACAUGGGUUUUUAAUUGAUUUAAAUCUGCAUGCCAUCUGUGUAUGAAUAAAAAAGCUUUUGAAGAAAA
Podarcis lilfordi (Lilford's wall lizard) is the source of this 48731-nucleotide messenger RNA. NCBI's taxonomy places the organism in Eukaryota, Metazoa, Chordata, Lepidosauria, Squamata, Lacertidae. The record is from the annotation of a GenBank genome assembly.